AUGCAGGAAUGUAUGCACUUGUGCUGCAACUCCAAAAAAUGUGACGUGGCCAUGAUGCAUGGGCCAAAAUGUUUUAGCGUGCAGUGUCUGAAUGAUUCUUCCUGCGAGACAAUUCCAGCUGACGGUGAAGACAUUGAUAUGCAGAUUGCUCAUAUGACAACUAAAGGAACAGGACAGCUAAGUAUGUGUUUACAUAGCCCCCUUGAGGCAUCGUAAAAUGAAUUAGGAUGGCUCUGCUUUGAAAACACCUCCUAACCUCUCUCUAGCCUAAUCUUUCAACUCUUAAAAGGUUAAUUGCUGAAGCUGGGGUAGUUUAUGUGAUCUUAUGAAGUAAUGGGCAAUAUUAAAUUAACGACACCAAAUGCAGCCACUUUUAUGCCAUCUUGGAUCGGAAAUAUUAGCAUAGUUUUAAAACUGCCAAAAUGGGGACAAAAUCUAUCAAAAUCAAUAGAACAAUGUCAAAAUGAUCGACCAAGUCAACAAGUGCACUUUAAUUUCCGCCUCAGCUCCUCUGUAUGAUGUACAAUGAGCCGUCAGGAUGCGAAAAAGAAUGUUUCAACUUGAUAUUGGAACUCGUCAAAGCAAACUGGAAAAAAGGGAGGCGUUUCGGAAUUUUUUAAAAAAGUGCCUUGUAGUAUUUGACUGACUCACCCAUUACUUUUUCUUGAUUUGGCAUAGUCUGUAAAGUUUGCCAAUUUUGCUGUAAUUUGACUUUUUUUGCAGAGAAUACCGUACGAUCCUUUUGGCGUGCGUGGUUUAUGACUAUAAGGCCAGCUCUCCACUGCAUGUUCUUUAACAUAACGCUUUUUCAUUUAAUGCCCUAACGUUUUCCAUUUAAUGCUUAUAUCUAACGUCAUUGCCUGAGAAAAUACCAUAACAUCGUCUUGGGGUCCCAAGAGAAACUGAAGACAAUGCUUAUGCAAAAUUUUGAGGCGACAAACAAAGAACAUUAUGGUAUGUUAUGUUAUUUUCUGGAGUGGCAAAUAGAGCGUGUCGUCGAGUCCAGGAUCUUUCGUAACUUAACUUGGCACAAAAAAAAUAGCGACUGAAUAAACCUUUUUCUCUACUCUAUGCAGCCGAGGCUCCAGUAAACGACAAUUUAGAUAGCUACGAUUCCGAAGCAAAGUGUCCGCACAACGAGAUCAUGUACAAUGUGAAGCUAAUGGGUGGAUUGAAAGCUGGGAAAUUCACUGACAUUGGCAAAGUUAAAAGUAUUAAAACAUGUAUCAGGUAAUCUACUGACUUGUACCUAGACAUUAAUAUACUGUCAGCCUUUCAUACAAUCAAAUGGCUCUACAGUCGACACUCUCUUUACGGACACCUCUAUGGGGACGAACUCCAAAAAAAAUGCACUUUUAUUUGAGUGUCAGUGUAUUUAGCACGAAAUUACUAAUUGGGUGUACUAUAUUUUACGUCUCCAACUGGAGACGGGACCGCCAUUUUACGUGCUCAUCCGAGCCAGGCGAGGGCCUAGCCUGUUGCAGUACAAAGGGAGUACCUUCAUUUCUCGGUUGUUUUAAGACCCUGAGUAUUGGUCCGGCCCCAGGAAUCGAACCCGCGACCUCGCGCUCUGCAGUCAAACACGCUCUACCGACUGAGCUAACACUGCCGCGGUUUCCUUGGUAAAACGAACACUCAGAGUUGGUCCCUGUCUUCCUUUACUUCCUUUAUUUGACUCUCUAUAAGACGGACAACGCUCUUAGACGGACACUUGGUGGCGGUCCCAAGUUAUCCGUCUUCGAGAGCGUUUACUGUAUAUAAGGUUGCGACAGAUAUUUCAAUGACAAAACACAUUACUAAAACAGAUAAAAACAUUACGGCUUUACUAACAGACAACUCAAUGAACCGAAACCUAACUGCCUAAUAAGGGAACUGAAGUCAAAUACCAUCACAACUGGUGAACUAUCGUAUUUAACCUACUAAUGACAUGAAUCCCAGGUUUAAACCUCUUCAAUUUUACUUUGAAAACUGAACACCGCAGGAGAAUAACAAAUAAAAGUAUUAAGUAAAAAGAUUAAAACGCAUUUGUCUUCAUUUCCACAUGAUUCACAGAAAUUCACAAUUGUUGGCGUGUUUAUAAAACGUUUCAUUUCUCUCCUUGAUAAGGUAUUGCUGUGAGUCCAAAGUGCAGCCAUGCGACCUGGCGUUUAUGAUAUCUGAUCGCUGUUACCUGGUGAAAUGCUUUUCGGAGGAGAGAUGUCAGGCGCUUCCCGCCAGGCCUGUAGACCACGCUUUUAAACAGAAAAUGGCGUUUGUAGCACCAUGGCUUUAUAAAAAGGGCAAAAAAGUCGGUAAGUAAAUGUUGCCAAUUUCGCUCAUGCGCAGACUCACCCAAAGUGCCUGAGUAGAACUUAACCAACCCAGCGUUUUGGUAGAGAGCUUUGCGUCAAGUUCUACCGACGUAAGGUAAAAGUGCUUAACCACAUGAAAAAAGGAAAAUUUCCAAGUGGCUUAAGGUCUGUAUCAAAAGUUCUCUUUCUAAUCCUAAGGCUAAGCUUCAAUUUUCCUCGCGACAAGACCAAUCAGAACUAUUAGCCAGAUCUGGUUUCUUCCCCUCACAAUGUAUAUACCAAUUUUAACCAAUCAGAAGCGGUGCCCAGAUCUGGAAAGUGACACGUCAUCCGUGUGAAUUUUCACCACUCGUUCCUCAGACGUCAGUUCGCGGGGAAACCAGUGGUGGCGUCGCGAAAUGUUGGCUGUUUUCUCAGGUCAAGACCAUCUUAACCAAGAAUGUUAUCACUCUAAGAUUGAUGCAAGCCGUUUGCUGACUCAGCCUCAUUCCUUUUCAGUAAAAAUCCCCUCCGGUCAGUCCCCGCAUCAUUUGCAGUGCAUUCAGAGCAAGCUCUACACUAAAUCUGUUCUAUUGGAUGGUCCAAACGCCGGACGCUUUACAGACGUGGGCCGAGUCUCUAACUCCCAUAUUUGUUCCCGCCUUUGCUGCGAGGAUCCUACCUGUGACUUGGCCUACAUGUUUAGCCGCACGUGCUUCCUUGUCAGAUGCAAUAGUGAGAAAAGCUGUCGUACUGUCCCGGAUGUAGAGGCGAUACGCUCAAACAGUUCAUUUGAUAGAUCUAUUCAGUACAUCGUUAAGCGACACUAUGGCAUCAGGCUCAGAGAUGGUAAGACCAACAAUAGUCAACUUUUUAUUGAUUUUCAAAGCAAAAUUUCAAGUACAAUAUAAUAAAUGAGAUUGAAACAAUCCUUUUUUUUGGCAUAGGCCAUUUUCUUGUUGACCCCUGCCUAUUUCAAAGCAAGGCUAAGUGCAAAGCCAUAUUUAUGAAAAUAAUGUUUAUUCUCGUGCAAAUAACUCAUUAACACGAAAAAGAUUUGCACUUAGCCUCGUUUUGAAAGUGAGGGAUUUAGGAACUAGGAAAUAGCCUAUUCAUUAUGUUUAAAAAUCAUGACCUCAUGCUGUCUACAGAAUAUGUUGUUUCCCCCUGUCUUAUAUGAAAAUUUCUUUCUUAUUCACAUUUUCCUCUUUCCAUUCCAUGCAUGUUUAUAACUGCUCACAAUUUAUAUUAUAAGAGACUGAGAGCCGUUAGCCUGCGAGCAAACUCCCUUGUGCGAGUUCGAGGAAAUAUUUGGAGCCGCCACCGCGCGAGGAAAAUCCUCGCCAAGAUUUUCCUUGAACUCGCACAGGUGAGUCUACUCACACAAGAGGCCCAUUAAAAACCCAAAUCAUCAAAAAAUGUCCAUAUUUUUGCAUCCAUUCCCUUCUUAAUUCUUUCCAUUAUUCAGAUGGUACCCCUGUAAUAAGAACAGACGAGAAUACGGAGGAAAUCUGCAAAUUAGACGGUGAGAUAAGAAACGAGACGGUUCUCAAAGCAGGCAUGCUUUCCGGCAAGCUGACUCACCACAAAGGCGUCAAGGACAUUACGUCAUGCAUUGAACGCUGCUGUGGUCACAAGAAAUGUCACGUGGCCAUGAUGAUGGCGGGAAAAUGUUAUUCAGUGUUUUGUACAGACCCGCAGUACUGUGAACCUAAGCCAGCUCCUUUGGAGACUCAUCAUACGAACCCUACAGUGGCGUAUGUUAAGAGAGGAGAUAUCAGCUUUGGUAAGACGUGUAUCUGCUUGUUAUUCAGCUUUGAUCUGGGCCCCUGUAAAUACCAGCCUAGCCAAUGAACUAGCCACCAACCUCUAACUAUACCCGCUCAUUCAAUCUUUUAUUCAUCUUCUUCUUAUUUAAAAGAGGAAAUGGUUGGUACUCGGCAGUGCAUACCAGGUUCUAAUACGCAUGUGUACACAGCCCUUCCUCCUUACCCAGGCAGUUCAUAUCUCCUACGUUUCCUUUCUCCAAACAAUGAGAAUGACACUGUAAUAAUGAUAAUGUUCACAGUGUCUUUUGUUUAUCCUCGGCAGUAUUUAUAACACUGAUGCUAGUGAUGCAUUUACGGAAAACAGAGUUAAACAUCCCAACUGACCGGAGGCAAACCAGUUGGUUAUUUACAAGCGGGACUAUCGAGCACAAAUCUAGCCUGUGUACAGACCCCUCCCCCCCCCACCCUCCCCCCCCUCAUGAGUUUUCCGAUUUUUCCUGAGGGUAAGGGGGGGGGUCUGUAUACAGGCUAGAACAAAUCCAACCAGCCGUCAGGGCAGGACUUGAACUCGGGGCUUCCGAAUUCAAGCGCACAAACCUCUCGGCAACGGUGCUUCCCUCGCUGUUGUUUAAAGCAAGCGCUUCUGCGUCUGUUCAUAGCUAACAUUUGCAGUUUUUCUAGGCCCUACCAUUAUGCCCUGUGUAAAUAUCAGUAACUAUCCACGCGAACCUUAAGGCGUUAUUUCGCUUCCAAACCUCACGCCUUCGUCAAGUAAACACUUCCUUUCCAACAGAGUACAUCGCAAAGCCCUAGGGGGACUGGGUAAGAGGGCUAAAAAGAUAACUGCCACCCUUCCUCUCCACACUCUGAAAAGAAACUAAUUGAAAAGAGCUUUUUUGAUAACACUUUUUUAAUUACAGCUCCAAAACCCAAGCCAGAAGGUGUAAUGCCUUUAAUUGGAAGAUUCCAUCCAAAUCUUGAAGAAAACGUAGAAGAGGAGUAUGUCGAGACAGAAGACAAAGAGGCUGCAGAAAGCGGCAGCGGAGAAAUGAGCAAUGGUGACCAAACAAUAAAGAACGAUACAAUACAAUAUGAAAAAGAAGAAACAGAAGAAAGUAUGUGCUCAUUUAUACCAAAUUCAACCAUGAUUGCUUAGGCACGAUAUUUGGGCUUACGGAAAUCACUGCAAUGAUUUGUUUGAGUGAUCCGCGCCAAACAAUAGCUUCCCAGUUUGCAAUUGCCCAAUGCCAACAGCAACUUUUACUGAAUGAGGCAUAUGUAUGACAUUGACCGUUAGACACAUAUUUGAGAGUACUUUCCCCCGCGAAUAUAGAAGCUCCGGCGACCAGCGACUCUGUGCACGUGUCUGUGCCCAUCCGAAGUAUAAAUCGCAGAAUACGAUAGCGGCUCCCUUCGUAAAAACGUGCCUGCCUCGUUCCUGUGGUCUCAAGUGUGUUUUGAAAACGGAAAACGAGACUGCGGGCGAUAGAUCGCGCAAUGGACCAUAGGAACGUUUAGCGUUGGAGCAAAGGACGCUGGAAAGGACACCUUUCCCAUGAUACCUAGCGCGGAACCUAUAAUAGCUCCAGUCGCCUUCGAAUCGCUCUACAAUCCGCUAGAAAUCGCCUGGGUACGAGGCAGAAAACGUGUUGAGAAUUAUCUGAAUGCAGAUCAUAACUUUUCUGAAUAACAAGUUGAAAUCACUAACUCAAUGAACUACUCAAUGAUGUUUACCUAGUCAGUUGUUCAUUAGUUAUAUCCCUAUAUAAAAUCUCAGUGACUUUAACCUGAUUACAAACCUCCUUUAACUUAACUCGUUGCUAAACAAAAAUAAAAAUGAAUUGAAAUGUUUUUUAGGUAGUAGUGAUGAGUUGCAAGAUGAAAGCGGAAGUGGGGAGGACGCUGAUAGUGGGUCUGGGGAGAGCGGAAGUGGUAACCUUGAAGGAGAGCAAUCUGGGAACGACACUAGUGGAGAAAGCGGAGAAGAGAGUAGCGGUGAAAGCGGAGAAGAAGAGGAUAGUGGAGAUAGUGGAAGCGGAGAAAGUGGCGAAGAAAAAGGAGACCAGACGUUCUGAAAGAAGAAAAACAAAAAGAACCUCAAUUUCUGAGACCUCUUAGCUUUUAAAAUGGCUCAUAUUAGUGAUAAGUUGUAAUGAUCAUUCCAGACAAACAAGAGGUAUCAUCCAGGGAUGGAAGUGUAGCCAAUAGCUCAAGCGAGGCCAGUAAGGGGGUAGACGUGCAACGUUGGGAGCCCCCGUGUAGUUUUUUAAAUUAGCAGUUGACAAAAACUUAAGAGCGAGCAGAAGUUGGAAUCGUAAUGACGGAAGUGGCUACGAACAAUUGAUAUUCUAACGACACUGACAAGAAAUCGAGAUAUUGGCGGUUGUAAAAUGACCCAGUUUUGCUUUAAAAAGCUCACUUGUUUUGUUGCAUGACAAGACUUCACAUAUACUUACUUGGUACAGAAACUUCAAGUGUUUAAUCCUUUCUGCUUUGGUUUCGUGGCGAAACAUUUUUCAUUUUUAUUUUUUAUCUUUCUUAGUUAAAACUUAAAAUACAACUCUUGUCGGGCACACCUACUUUAACUCCAUUUUCGAAGCUGUUAUUACGGAGCUAGAUAUCUAGUUUGAAUUGAAAGCGAACAACAACAACUUUCGAUAGCCGGAGUGUAAUCAUUCUACUUAACAAACGUACUUGUGAUUACUUGUGAUUUUGUACAAAGUGAAUAUUGUGCGACAAUCUAGUGACGGGACAUCAAGAAAAAUGCCAUACGUUUUUGUCAAUGAACGACCCAUAACACCCACUGUUAUGCAAACCAUGUAAGAAUGCCGUAAUUUUGAGCUCAACAGAGAGGGGACGUGUAUGACGUUACGUCACCAUCGUAGCAAAAUGUCUGGAUCUUUCUUGACAGAGGCAGCCAUUGCAUUGUCUAAUGUUUAAAAAUAAGUAUGGGCUACCGUUUAGUGCCUCAAUUCCCGGAUGCAACCAUGCACAGGAAAGUAAUGCAUGUCAAUCUUUUGAUAAUAUUUGCAGGACCACGCUUUGUUGCGACCCAGAAAUUUUGCUACCAUGGCAACGUGACGUAAAGACUUCUCAUACCUAUACUACACUCUUUCGGGAGGUUUCUGUAGGAUAGGAACUGUGUGAAGUAAAAUGGGCGGCGUCAGAAUCUAGAGUCAAUUUAUCCUAGGUCUAUUAAUUUUAAACGGCUAUGAGGCUUUAUUUUUAAUACAAUAGAAAUUGUGAAUAAAAUGAACGAUUUUGUAAAUAUUGGAAAUUAAUCUUUUACACAACUUGAUGUCAUUUAUUUCUAAAUGAUCUGCAACACGAACGGCCAAAAGCGCGUACAUCAGUAAAAUUUUACUCGGAGCAAAUAUAAUCCACAUGGUCUAAUCUUUCUUCGUCCACUUCUAGUACUGUUCUCAAUGGCGCUGCGAUGCUUAAAACUUUGCCUAAAACCAGCGCUCAGUGUUCAUUGUUAUUUUGAGCCCGCCGAGAGAUAAAUGUCGAUUGAGAAAAAGCAUCUUUGUUAUUUCUCCAUUUAAGCAUGUAGUUCUAUAUAUUAAUAUCAGUUCUAUAAAAUGGCAUAUCUCUGUAGUGAAUUUCACCUUUGUAUGAUAUUUAGCCUAUCUUUUUACAGAUUCGCUACAACCAUAGUCUGCUACACAGCCGUUUUUAGUGUCGUCACGCAACGCUCCUUCAGUCACUGGGGAGAAGCGUUGCGUGACGACACUAAAAACGGCUGUGUAGCAGACUACUACAACUAGGGACAAAAGGAGUUUAUCUACUGACCUAAAACGCGCGCUUUUAUCAACAAUUUCUUUUAAUUAUAUUCAACUCUGUUUAAAGGCCGUAAAUCCCCCUUCUCAAUGAAUCAAUGUUGUUUGUAGUUGAAGAAAAACUUAAGGGUUUAAAAUACAACAUCGAUUUUGGGGGAAGAGGGGAGGUACAAAGGCGGCCAGGAGGGAUAGAGAUGUCUACUAUGCAAAACGGGUGCUAUUUUAGGGAAGUGCCUCAACAUCUUUGUCUCUCAUUGUAGUUACCCUCAUCGACAUUAUCUGUAUUCCUGCCAAAAUAUUCACAAUAUUGCCGUCAAUAUUACUGCGAUGUUGUUGUAGUUCAGUUUUAUUCUUGACUAUAAUCUGCAUCACUGUGUCCAAAUUGGCGAGGAAUGUCGUUAACCUAAAUUCUCAACUUUUAAUCAGUGGAACACAAAAAUGAAUACCACCAAAAGAAAAAAUUGUAAGAAAAAUACGAGUUUAGCUCUUCCAAUAUUUUUGUCCACUAACCGCUAUUGGCUCUAUUGCAAGUAUAUUUCAACCUAAUUUUAACCUCAAGCAAAUGUAGAUGAUUGCUUUCCUCAUUGCGUUGCUUUUAAGGCACACUUUUCGAAGAAGAAUUUCAUGAAUGGAAUAAAUUCUUAGAGCGACAAGUUCUUUCCCUCAUUCGCGCAGGAUCAGUAUUAAAAUACUUCGAUUCCUCGAUAUAACAAAGUCUCUUUAUGAUUUUGUUGCCAUUUAGAGAAUCGCGAGCGCAAAAGUCUGUUUGAGUUUUUGUUUGUUUGAUUCGUGUCUUUUUUUCCGCAAGGAAAGUUUUUGAUUGUUUGUUUUGUUGCUUGUUUUGAUUUUAUUUGCUUGUUGUUGUUGUUUUUUUUUUUUGCGUUGUUUCCGCAGAGAAGCGAGAUGGGUAUUUGAAGUUUCGCUGAAUCAUUCUCCGGAUUAUAAAACCAACCAUUCAACGUCACCUGACGUUAGACACGUGAUUUUGAGAAAACAGUUAUCUUAUAGUUAUGUCUUAGACAAUUAGCGUAAACUCGAUUUGAAGCUUGCUAAGCUCUAACCUUUCGUCCUGAUAGGAUCAAAAAGCCUGAAAUUUAAGACUUGAGGUUUUUACAGCGAUUCAAAGUAGAGUUAUACUUUCCUUGACCUGUCGAAGAGAACUCAAAACAGUAAUUUUUGUUGAUAAUUAUGUUUAAUUUCAUGCAAUGAUGAAGUGCUUAUCGCGUUCUUAACAUGGAGAAAUACCUUUUUGCUUUAUUUGUUCCGUCUUUCUUUCAAACACGCAAACACAAAAAGCAACUAGAUUUUAUUUAUAAAAAGGCGUUUAUCUUUGUCCGUGUCAUCUAAAACACAGGUGUCUUGAGGUACCAGUUCAUGACUGAAUCCCUACUGUAGCUUCCCUGAAAUUCCUCUUAUAUGACGGUAUGCUUGUGUUUCUAGUCACAUCAAAAAUAUCCCAGCAAAUUUUGCACUUUCUAGUCACGUGAGUCCAACUCGGGGCACGAUUGGCCAACCAUUAAAUCAAUGAUGUAAUUUCACUCUAUUGUUCUGAGAAAUGGAGUCCGGUUCCUUAACCCUCAAAACAAAGGAAUACAUUUUAUCAUGGCAAAAAGUUGAAAAAAUGACAGAUUUAUUUUUAUAAACCCCUUUUUCUGAAAUUCUUAGUUUUUAGAAUAUUUGAAACGAUGGUACGCUGUGGCUGACGAAAGGCGCGAUGAGGAAUCGACUGCAUCUCUACUAUCGCGCUGUGUUGUUAUGCAUCUACGCGCUUUGUAAAGGUAGGCUAACUUUAUAUUUUGCAUUUCAGUUUUACGCAGUCAUCCAGUUGUGUGUGCUUGAAAUGACGUUUGACUAAUACUUCGUGUGUAUCAUGUCUACAAUAGUCGUGGGAUCAAACUACCUAGAAAGUUGUAAGAAAACACUUGUUGAGGAGAAUGUGACGCUAAAGGGAGGUAUCGGAGCGGGCACAUUCAGGAUAUUGGGAAAAGUAACAAGCAUGGAUUCGUGUAUUGAACUUUGUUGCAAAACGUCGACUUGUGAUGUGGCGUUCCUAUCUGCGGCUAAAUGUUACGGAGUCGAGUGCGUUAGCGAUGAAGAAUGCAAGUCCACAGCGACUGAUACAUCGGAUAUUAGGGUCCUUAUUGCACAUGUGAGAACGGGCCAUAAAAAAGGUUAGUGACCGAACAGGCCGUAGAAAUACGAGUUAGCUUUGAAGUUUUUGCAUUCUCCUGUUGGCUUAAGUUGCGGGCAACUUGGACUAUUGAGAAAACAGAGUCGUUUGCAGGAAAAUUAAACAUUAUAUCGCUUCUAAAAGGAAUUUAGUUGGUAAUUCUUGACGUGGCAAUACGAUGGAUUUUAAUACGCAGAGAUAUCUUAUCCUAACCAGUCAUGUUAACGGCUCGUUUCUUAGGUGAACUUUUCAUUGGUAGGUCUGCGUUAGAUUAAGAUGCGUUUGAGGAAUGAUUAGUUGGAUGGGCUAAAUUUCAGUGGAGCGAGAGAUGAUUUCCACGGCGAUUAAGUUCAUUAAUCUUUGAUCGCUUUCGGAUUUGAAAGCCUGGAGGGACUGAGCCAGCCACCCGGUGUGGAAGAAUUGAAAGAGCAGGUUGUUAAACAAUUAUAACGCGAAAAAAAAUCUUUGCUGAAAAAGAAAUUACUUGACAUUUUGACAAUUGCAUCUUUUACUGUUCACUUAUUUGCUUUACAAUAGUUUGACAUUUUCAUUCCAGAACCGUUAUCGUCUAAAUUUUGCAGUUUCAAUGCAAAUAAUGGUUUUUUUUUUAAGGUCCUCCUAUUAUAGCAUUAGACAAUAUCAAUUCAUUUGUAUUCACUCUUCGUCUAGUAUGGCGGAUAUUAGCAGAAAACGAUUUUAAAUCCACAGAUAUCAUGUUUUUUAUUUAUAACGUAAAAGCCUUAGUUCCAAUUCCCUCCGCAAAUCAGUAGAUGAAUUGUACGACGUGAUCUCUGCUUAUUGGCCUUUCCGCCAUAACUUCAUAACUUAAAUCGCUUUAAAUUGACUGAGAACGAAUAAGGUUAAGCAGAUUAGUUAGUUUUAACGCAUUCAGGCACACACAACAGAAUUUUAAAGAGUAAAAAAUCGCUGCUAAUAGUUUUAAAAGACCUUAGAUCUCAAGAGAGUAGUUCGUUUGCUGACUUAUUUAGACCCUCCAAAACUCUGCCAUGCCAGCUUUUACUUACAAAAAAAAAAUGCUUUGGGAGUAUGCUAAAAACAAACAGAAAACUGAAAGAUGGGUGUUUGAUUCCCAAACAGAUAAUACAUCACUAGCAUUUAUAACUCCAAAUUUUACAUCAAACGUGAAGCCACAUCCCAAUGGAUUUUUGGGCCCAAAUCAAGCAGGGCUCUCGUCAACUAACACGCCGAAGGGCCUUAUAGCCCAAGGACAAAAAUCAUUAGACAGUGUGAACCCCAAUAUGGCUGGACAAUGUAGGGCCGGGAAACUAUUCAAAGAAGUGACUUUAAAAGGAGGAAUUAACGCUGGAAUAUACAAAGAUGUUGGAGCAGUGCAAAACAUGGAUGAAUGUUCGAGCAAAUGUUGCGAGUUUGCGGCGUGUGACUUAGCAUUUAUGCUCUCAAAUCGAUGUUAUCUUGUUGGUUGUUCUGAAGGAAAGAACUGUCAAAUACAGAAAGCGAAACCCUCACCGUAUCAUCCAUCGGUGACGUACAUUGAGCGGUGGAAUAAGGAAGGUGUUAAACACACAGGUAAGCUGAGGUGGAUAGACCCUCAGAUUCAAGAGAAACCAGAAUAAAAGUUAAUUUUUUUUAAGUACCAUGUUAAAAAGAUCGCGAUGGGUGAAAAAGGGAGAGGAUUUAGAGUCAUUGUUAGCGUCUUUUUCCUCCCCUCUCCUCUACCGCUGCCCAGGCCCUGUGCUUCCGAGGUCAUAUAGUUAACAAACCAAGAGGAUGAAAAGAAAAUGUCCCUCAUGAAUUGCAGCAAAUGACCGUCCAGAUCUUGGUUAGGCACUCCAUGCCUAAAAAGGAUUGGACGUCCUUUUAACAAUGAGGUUAUUCAUAAGGUUUACUCGCCAGGUUUAUGGCUGGCAAUAGUAAGUUAAUAGUAAGUAAGUAAGCAAUUUUUACGCCAUAUACACGUAACAUAUGGGUGUCAGGUGGGGUACGAGAACCCGGGGGGGGGGGGUACUCCCUAUGAUGGCCUAUACAGGGAGGCUCCGCCCGAAAGGGGUAUCUUUUUCAGGCUUCAGAUAUAUGAAAGGGUAGGGUCUCACUAGAUGAAGGAUCUAAAAGGGUAGGGAAAUCUGUCAUUUGUGUCUGUGAAAGGGCCCAAAAGAGCUAACAGGUGAAUUUUAUGGCUUUAUAAAGUCCAGAAAACGUUUUAUUUUUGUGAUUGAUUCCUGUAUAAAAGACAGUGCAUUUACAGCAGUUAAAAGGGAUGCAAAGUUCUAAAGAAAGUAUGCGAAAGGGGUACCAUUUUUCAAUAGAAGGUAUACGAAAGGGGUGCUUUUUUCUUGAAAAAUGGUAUAUAAAAGGGUAAAGGAUUGGACCUCGGGGCGGAGCCUCCGUGUAUAAACAUUUGUUGAGUAUUCCCUAGGGUACGAGAAUAGACAAAUGGUUGAAUGAAUGAGGGAGUAUGAAUGGAUGGACGGACGGAUGGAUAGAUUAAAUGAUGGAUACAUUGAUGGAUAGAUAAACUAAAUGCUGGUGCCAAAGGACUCUAGAACUUACAAACAAACACACAAAAAUCAUCUUUUAUAUUAUGUUUUAAACUAUGUUUGGCUUUGCAGUUUUUCUGAGCGAUUCUGCAGACACUAAAUACAGCUGUCCAGUAGUGAAGCCAAUGACAAAGGUGACGCUUAAGGGAGGGCUCAAAGCAGGCGAUUUUACAGACACAGGAAAAGUAGGUAGCAUAAAAGAAUGCUAUGCGACAUGCUGCCAGCAAGCCUCGUGUAACCUGGCCUUCAUGCUGGGUCAGAACUGUUUCUCAGUCAAAUGUUAUAACAAGGACUUGUGCAGUACCAUUCCAGCGCAACCGUCGAUAUUCAAUCCACAAAUUGCAUAUGUCUGGAGUAGAAAGGAAAUAAGUGGAGGUAAGUGUUAUGUCCUGUAUCACACGACAGCCAUAUUGAAUAAAAAACCUCGAGGUUUAUUGCAUACCAUGAUGCUUAUAGUACUUUCACGAUAGCAUACAUGACAUACAUGACAGUAAGAUAAUGGUGAAAAGAGAGCUUAAGAUUUUAAGAACAGGACCUGGGCUCAAUUUAAUAAAACGUUUACACGUGUAAUUUACAAGUGUAGCCAUUGUCUUAGAGUCUGAGAACAAUAGCUACACUUGUAAAUUACACGUGUAAACGUUUUAUUAAAUUGAACCCAGAUUUUUUCAAUACUUAGUAGUGCACGCGCCUGAACCAGCGUCAUUUUGGCGCGAAAACGUGAAAGCCGUCUUCAUUCUUUUAUGAGUUUUAACAAGAAGGUCGUGCUGCAGAAAAAAUGCUAUCAAUUGUUAUUAGAAGUUUCAUCAUUUUCAAUCAGAGGGGGGCUUAACGUCCUUUAGUAAGAAGCUUUGUGGGGUAGAUAUUUUGUUUGGGAAUACGCGAAAAAACUUUCAGUUAUAUCUCGUCCUUGUAGUCGCCCUCGACCUUGAAUCCAAGGAUCUCUAUUUAAUCCUGCGAACCAGUUGAAAUGAAUUUAUUCUAAUGUAUUUUUGCAGGCACUUUUAAGCAGGCCCACUCCGAAUGACUGCUGCGAGACAGUUUUGACGCACAACCGAAGCUGAGCCAUUGAAUUUAUAUUGAGGAACUCCUAAUCUAUGACCUGUUUUAUCGCUCGUGUUAUAUGCUCUCUUUGGGGUGUCGCCAUUACAGUAUUCUUUAUAGUUUGCUUUGAGGCAGUCGCGUGUGGACUUGAUGACGUUCCAAACAAUCGAUCAAAAUGUGCAGAUGUCCCGGGAAUCAGACUUCCGUUUAAUUAUAACCUAGCUAAAAAUAACUUCAGUGAAAUUCGCAUAUCCCGGCCAACGCUCUAAGGUUCCAUCUCGAUGCAUUAUUCUCUCUUGAAACAGCUCAUUUUAAAUCGCAAUCACAAUCACCUCAAUAACUUCAAGACAUCCUUACAAACAUUGCUAUAUUUUCCUCAGUACUUAAAACCCUUUUUGGCUCUUUUAUGGCACUUCACGAAGGUUUACAAAAUGUCAAUGUACUUUCGCAUUCGAUAAAUUAAUGUUUAUCUUUACAUUUUUUCUCCAGACACAGCAAAAAGUCAAAUUCUCAAACCUCAAGUUGUAUGUCCAGCAAAUAAAGUGCUUGACAGCGUCACACUUGUGGGUGGAAUUAAAUCCGGGUACUUCCGCGAUCAUGGCAAAGUCAAAGACAUACAGAAAUGUCGACGAAUCUGUUGUGAGAUGCCGCAUUGUAACCUGGCCUUUAUGCUGUCUUCAAACUGUUUCUCUGUGGCUUGUAAGAGCGCGGACGCUUGUAAAACACAACCAGCCAAUCCGUCACGGUAUAAUCCCAAGAUAUCAUAUGUUAGAGAAUAUGGCUCCAUCGAGUUAAUAGGUAAGGUUAUUGUUAUCCUUACUCAAACGGAGACUUUAAAAACUGGCCGCUAAGGCUUCUUAAUACAGAAGAACUCAAUAUACUCCAUGGGCGUGAUGUUUACAGCGUAUCAAAUAACAUAACGCAAUUCAAGCAAACAAUGAGACCUUUUAAGGUCAUCUGUAAGUACAUUCCGCGUCCUAACUUUUAGCUGUGUAAGGAUGCAAUAAACGUAAGGUCACGCAAUGAAAGUGCAGAGAUCUUUUUUUUAUUAUUAUUAUUUCUGCGGCUAAGAUUUUGGCACAAAAGAUCUCAUUGUCACUUUAAAGUUCGUAUGGUCAACAUGCAGUUGAAUUACUCCCAGCGGUGACUGGCAUGUAAAUUCUCCUGAUAAUCAAUACAUUAUUUAACACGUAAGUCAUGAGAAUAGACAAAUGAAUCAGCCGUGGGAUUUUAUCUUUAUAUAACCCCUGUGUGUCUCAUCUAAUGUGCAAGAAAAUGUGUAGAGACAGAAGAGUGAACAAGUAAUCAAGUCUUCGGAGUUAAAAGGCUAAUUAAGGGAAGGUGACCGCCAUGAAAUGGGUGUUGUACACACUUAUCACUGUACUUCGGUGUUUUUUUUUUUUUUUUUUUUUUUUUUUGAUGUGACUCAAGGUGCACCAAAGCCUUCAGAUCAGCAAACCAAUGCAACGAUCCCGGGAUUACCACAGACACCUCUGUCACCGCCAUCGGCACCAGCAUUGACACCACAAGCUCAACUACCCGGUUUAACAGCUCCAGCGAUGGAAGCGGCAGAAACAACACAGUUCUCACAAACCCAGGGACAAGGGCAGACACCUUUGCUACCAGGGCUGGCACAGCAGAUGACCCUGCCUUCCCCACCCUCUCCUCCCGUGUCCCCUUUUGCCUCUAACCAGGAGACGGGUCAGAAGCCGCUUAUGCCGAUGGGUGGAAGUCAAAUAGAUAACGGCGCUGGUUCGUAUGAACUAAAUCAUUUCUCAAGUUAUGCAUGUUGUAAGAAUGGCCUGUUUUUACCGUAAAAGGCAAUAGAUAACGAAAAAGCGAUAAUAUUCAUCAGUAAAUGAGUGGAAUACAUGACAAGUAAAGUACAAAUAUUACUGAAUGAAAUUUAGGGGGCUUUUGAGCGUAUUAGAUCAUGCUCCAUGGAAAAUUGUGCUAUGUAAGUUUUAAUGAAAUGUAUUUGAAAUUUUACAAGUUCGUUAUCGUGCCUUCUUUUGUAUAUGCUGUGUUCUUUAUCCUCAUUUUACUUAUGUCUCUCGCAAUUUGUUGGCAAUUUCCUCUAUUUGAAUUUCGAUAAAUUUCGUAGCACAGUUAGUUUAAAAAUUCCUUGUAUUUUAUUUAGCAAUGCAGUUUCCAAUCCUUCCUGCACAACCUGCACAACCAGCACAACCAGCUCAACCAGCAGCACCAGCUUCGCCUGUUUCACAAACCCUUGAUCAGCUAGCUGGUGCCCAAACGGAAACCAAGAAAACAGAGAUACCACAUGCAGACAAUCAACAGAGUUUUAAGAAUCAAAUAAAGUCGGCCGCAGCCGGCCAAGCCAUGCAAAUGAACAUCGUGGACGGAAAGAUCAAGCUGACGCCCGUCGGGGGAUCGGAAAAUUCCGAAGCUUCCGAAUCUAAGGCGAAGACUGACGACUCGGCCAAAAAGGAUGACUCGGCUAAAAAGCAAUGCAAUAAAGCAAAAGUACUUGACAAUGUAACACUUAAAGGUGGAAAGAAAUCCGGAAAAUUCAGUAACCAUGGUGAUGUGAAAGGAAUGGACGAAUGUCAAGAUAUUUGUUGCAAAGAUAAGAAAUGCAAUGUAGCUUUUAUGCUCGGCAAGACAUGUUACUCUGUUGCUUGCAAUAGUAAGGAUCUCUGUGAACAUACCAAAGCUCCUCCGUCCGAUUACAAUCCUCAGCUUGCUUACGUGCGGCAGUUGGAAAAUUCUAACACAAAGGGUGAGUCUAUUUUGAGUACUAGAUUUCCAGUGGUGUAGAGUGAUCAAGCCUUCAAACCUGGCCUUUUGGUGCUGAUAAAACUAUUGGAAUCAAUAGUAUUAGUUUCUAAGGUCUUUAUUGCAAGGAAAAUAGUUCUUCAAUUAGUACAGAAAGGAAAAAGGUCAAGUAAAGCUUUCGCCUCUCGGAACCCUCUCUUUCCCUUAUCCAAUCUAAAGUAUUCUACCUCGGUGAGACGUAUUUCCGUUUAUUGCUUCUCGGGUGGAGAGAAGCGACGACCGGAAAUACGUCUGCGUUUGCAGGCUAGGGUUCUAAAGACCUGCUGAAACCUGCUAACGAAAACAAAAAAAAUUUUUUCUCUGAAUUGAGAGUUUUAUUUCAUUUUUUCAUCCCUUGUGCGAAAUUUCCAAUAUUGUAUUCAAAAUGGAACACAACUAUACUGAUCAUCACCCUUGCAAUAUUGUUUGGAAUUUGGAACACAGCUGCACUGAUCAUCACCUUUAAACACCUUCGAUGGUUGACUUAUGCUCGUAUGAGCAUAGAGAGGUUUAGAAUCGCGUUUACGGUAAACGGCAAAGGUCAAUUUGUACCACGUGACCAAUUUUCCCCUUUACUUGUCGUUUACCGUUUAUUAUACUGAUCUACACAGAAAUGAGUAGUUUCAUGGCAGUUUCAUCCUUAACAAUUGUUUUGAGCUGUUUUUAUCUGCUAAUUUUCUAAACUGAGAAAUUGUCACCUUGAAUCUUCGACUGACGUUUGUCGUUAUCCGUAAACGAGAUUCUAAAUCUAUCUCAUGCUUCACUUUAGAAAUUGGGGGGUAUUCAUCUGUGACUGUGCGAAGCCCUCACAAAGAGCAGUUUUAUUUUCUUACGACAGAAUAGACAAUUCAAGGCUAGUGUGACUUUCAUCUUCAUUUAAAUUGCAGAAACUAGCAAGGCCCCAGCCAUUCCACCAGAACCAAAAAAUCUCAAAUGCAAACACAGCAACAUAACUAACAAUAAAGACCUGCCAAGCGGUAUACAUAAAGGCAACUUUACUCUGGUCAAAGAAGCAGAAAGCAUGGCAAAGUGCAUGGAAAAAUGCUGCGACAGCAAAGAGUGCGAUGUAGCCUACAUGGUAGAAAAGAAAUGUUAUUCUGUGUCUUGCUCUUCAAGAGACGAUUGCAAACCUGUCACGGUAAAAGCUUCCAAGAAAACUCCGCUUAUUUCAGCCAUGAUCAUGAAGGCGGAGCCGAAGGAAGAAACAGGUAGAGUUUACUUAAACGCUUAGUCUAGGGUUAUCGAUGUAUCUAAUGUUUUUCUUUUGAAUACUUAAAAUAUAAUCGUAUAGAAGGCUCAAAUGAACGCUAUCGAGUAGCACUAUGUUCCUGUGCAGUCUUGUAUUUGACACGGUUCAGUGUGGCCAUUCUAAUGAAACCUAUAAGGGCAGUACUUUUCUUUGGAAUUUUUCAGUUGAGCCCGGUAGAGGGUAACAACUGAAUAACUUUUGAGUCAGUGUUAAGGAAAUCCUAAAUCGGGACCAUUCAAGUUACAAGACAGCAUGACUCUUUUAGCUUUUGUUAUUAUUAGCUAUGCUGUGCAAGACGGUUCCAACUCUUACAGUGUGACCGGGAAAACCGUGAACGCUUGAAAUAUCUCAGGAAUGUUAUUGUCUUGCAAGAGAAAAGCCAAUCAGGUGUGAGAAAACUUAACCACAAGCAAGAACGUUAAUUAGGGUGCGUUCCUUUGAGUUGAUCCGGAUCAGAAUCACUCGGAUCAUGGUAGAUCAAAUGAACCGAUAAAUUUACUCUGGACAAGGAUUCAUCGGUUCAUUUGUUCUGCCAUGAUCCGAGUGAUCUCGGAUCACUGAUCCUGAUCCAGAUGAUCCCAAAGGUUUAGUUUGUGGUUUUGCGGCCAGUUCGCGUGCCUUGGUCUUCCCUGUGAUUGGUCAUAACACUAUAAACAUUCCUGAGAUAUUUCAAGUGUUGAAGGUUUUCCCGGUCGCACUUACCCUGGGUGCCAGAGACUUUUCUAGCGCUGUUUCCGGUUUCUGUCAAGUCUUUAUAGCGACCCGCGUGUUCUUUCUCGCGGCUUCGCCGCUCGUGGCUGAGGCCUACGGCCGAUGAUGUGUCGGCCUUCGGCCAACACCUAAAAUUCCCGCCGUACGCGAGAAAAACCUCUGGUACCCAGGGUAGGUCGCACUGUAAAUUGUGACAGCUUUCUGAGACCCUUUUCACAUGACUUCACGUCCACCACAUUGGUUUUCCAAAAAAAAUAAAACGGUGGCCAUGUUGGUGCUCCAAACCAGUCUGGUGGAUCUCUUUUCUUAUGUAAACGCUUUCUUUUGUUGUAAUAUAUUUUCAUAGCGGUGGUCACUUGAGUAAAAACACUCUAUACGCUGCACAGAGUUCACGGCAUCUUUAACCUCCGGGUUUUAGCGGUUACACUUAAUGAUUAGUAGUAGAGUAAUACUUCAAACCGUUCACAAAGACCAAAAGAACCACUAGCUAACUCAAUAUCCUCUCUCUCUCCCAAGACCUCUCCGCUAUUGCCACUCCUCCCGAGGAUACUUCCUCCACUAAGUUUGCAUCUAAAACCGGAAGUUGCAAAGACAGCAGAAUUUCCACUGACAUUAAACUUCAACCCGGAAGUUCGGCGACCAACUUUACAGAUUUGGGAAAAGCAGAUGAUAUUCACCGAUGUAUCAGCCGGUGUUGUGUUCGUCCCACGUGUGACAUCGCUUAUCUGCUGAAUAAUAAGUGUUUUGCAGUGCAGUGUCUUGAUGGAGUCAUGUGCCAGACAAAUGCUGAACCUGCAGUUACGGGGGCUAAUGUCCAGCUGGCGUACAUGAACAGAGGAAAGAGCGCGCAAAAGGAAAAAGGUGUGUAUCAUUAGUAAUUUUUUUUUUUCGUCGAAACACACUGUUUACUCUAUCUAAGGAUUUAAUGAACGUUAUUUUAUUUCCGCUUUUAAGAACCAUGUUACACUUCUUUUCAAAAAGCAAUUUGAUUGCGGCUGUAAUGUUCCUUCAGAUUAGGAAAAUACUUGAUCGUUUUUGUAGCCGAAGUCUGGCUCCUUUUUGUUUAGCCAGUAAUUUCAAACUGAAUGGUGACUGACGCUUUUGCCCAGAACAUUCGAUAUUAUGCUAGAUGGCUUAGAAGUUAACACCACAGGCUGUCAUACCCCGAGAUAUUUUCUUUUUCAUCUUUCCAAAACUCCCAACAUUGCUGUAGUCCAUUUGUUAUUAUCUAUAAGUUCGUGGAGUAGUGACUAAGGAGAUAUUCAACUACCCAUUUCUGAUUUGUUUUCAGAUUGGAUGCUUGUAUAUAUUAUCGUAGCCUCACUGGCUUUUGUAGCAGGAAUCGGUGGAGUGAUAUGGGCUGUGUGCAUCUGUACAAAGAGGUAGGGCAGUCAAGUGACAAGUGACGAGUAACAAGUGCUAGCUACAAAUCAUCCUCGAAGACCAGAAUGGAUAUGUAAUUAAUAGCCCACCCUUGAUAUAUCAAAAUUCUAUCAUGAUCCCGAGGCUUUAUAGGUUCAAAAUUGCAAAUUUUGACGAGUUCCAUUAUCUCGUAAUUCCCGGAAGGGACUUGAGAGCAAAGAAAACCGAACCAAAUAUAGAAAAAUGACCAGAAAGCCCUGGAGUCAUGUUAGAAUUUUAAUAUAUCGAACGUGUGCUAUUGAGACAGCUUAGUAUACGUUUCUGGGAAACUGAGCACCUACCCCUCCCCUACGCCAACAUUGACAUUUACUUCUCACGUAAGGCAAAAUGUUGGGGUAUGUGGGCAGUCUUCCGGAAACGUAUAAUGAUCUAAUCUAGGAAAAUUUAACUUGUGGAAUCCGGAAUCCUAAGAAUCAAGUCCGGAAUCCAAGCAGUGGAAUAAAAAAUCCAAGACUGUCUUGGAUUCCCUUAUGUGGGGUGAAAAGUUGCAUACUAAAUUGUCGCAGACCCGCUCUCAUCGAAUCAUUCCCACAAAAAAAUUAAAUUCUUUUCUUCUGAAACUUGUUUGAUUUCCAGAGUCUUUUCGUUCUUCUUAUAAGGUCUUAUAAACUUUCGUCUUUGCUUGCAAUCAGUUUCCCUCGCCAGUUAUUCUGUCCUUAUAUGUUGUUGCUAAAUUGCUUUCAGGCAAAAAAUUCGAAAGCAAAGACGAAUGCUUGAUGAUGAUGAAGAUGAUGAAAUGUUACCAAAAAGUAAGUUGUCAAGAUUUCAUGAUGUUUCAGUUCUGUUUAGCGUAAUAACCAGCAGUAUUUUAUCAUAGGCAUGCGUGCAUAUUGUACUAGAUCUUGAAGAACCAUAGAGGUUUGUUAAUUAAACUUUGUUAAUCUUGCUCCGUCGUGGUCUCCGUGAAGUUUUUUACAUUCAUUUAAUAUAUUUAAUUUGCCAAAGUAAUAAACAAAUAUUGGAAUGAAUAUAAUAAACUGGCAAGGGUGGCCCAGAGGAAACCAAGAGGUUUAUAAGGCCUGAGCUCCACCUUCAAAGAAAAUUAAAUGAGAGGAAGUAAUUAAUUGCAAAACUGACACGCAAUGGAUAGUUACAGAUGACGUCAAACACAAACUGCCUUUUUUGAUGCAUUUUGUAGGAAUCUCCAAUGAUAAAAGUGUGAUUUCGGCAAUUUACCUAGAUAUUUUGAGUUCGCGCAAACUUGACCCUGUAGUCUUCUUGUUUUCCAAUAUGCCGCUGCCAUAUGGGACCCUGGCAAAGAUAUUAGAGGUCAUGCGUCAGGUUGGAUCGGCGUUGUGUCGAAUUGCACGGGGACUAUUUCGGAGACGCUAUCUCUUCUUUUCUGGCAUAUUUAGGGGUUACACAGAAAACUGGGUUUAAAUUUGUGCCCAAAAAUAAUCCCAUAGUACAAUGCCACUCAACACCAACCCAGUCCCACACGUAACUAAAACUAAAGAUGGCCAAUUGCUGGUUGGUACGUGACGUCAUGGCGGACAUGCUGGUGGUGAAGAACCAAAGUAUAUCUCUCCUCUGGGAACUAAACUCCAUUUUCAUACAAACGUUUUGAGAAAAAUUCUAUUUUAUUGACCACCAACAUGGCCGCCUUGUCACAUGGUUGCAAACAAAGACUGCGGAAAGCUUGAAAAUAGUGUCCUCAAAACCCGCAAUUAAACUAGAAAGAAUCAGAAUUUGUCUUCUUAAGAUCAUGAAACAAUUCACAAAAUCCGACUGAGAAGUAUUUGCAGGUUGUAAAAUCAUUUAUUGUUGCCAUUUUUGUCUUCUAUCAGCUACUCAAACAAGAUAUCGAACACCGAUGCCAAGAUACUGAGAAGACGAUGACUGCAAAGAGAACCCAGUUACUGGGAAGGUGUGACUUCGAGGCAUGCGCACCUAUGGAAGGAAAUUACACGUUUUAGUGAAUUGCUCAGAAGUUAAAAAGGGACUACAAAGUGACUAUAAGGAUCAUAUUUGAGCUUCAAAGCUGCUAAACUUUCAUGUCUUUGCAGCUUAGAUGAAGAGACGUCUGAAGGCAACUCUUGUCAUUCUAGCCGAUAUGAACAAAGUUGAUCGAAAGUUCAACAUCUGUUUGUACCUCUCAGUAUAUAUCUAAAGCCUGUUUCAGUGUCUUGUAACAUCGCUGGUAUUGAAGGCGUAGAGCUAGAAGGGAACAAUCUCUAAACACGAGAUCCCCACAUGCACCAAUUUUUUGCGCAUGUCUUAAGUGCGGUGCAACUGCUGAUAAAGAAGCUAGGUUUUUAAGGCUUAGUUGCUAUCAGUAGCCCUUAAUUAUAUAUUGUUCUCCUCGGCCAACAAACGUAGAUCACGCAGAGAUUAUUUCUAAUUGAUUUUUUAAGUUCGGUUUUUAUCAGAUCAGUAAAACGGACAGUACUUUAAAAGGUCUUGCUUUUUUAGAAUUACGCACAUUGUAAGCCUUUCUUACUUGCAAGACUCUUUCUCUUUAUAUGGGGUAGCGCUAAUGACAUUUGACAACAGGUGAUCUCGCUCUCUAAUCACGACAACACCAAACUCUUCGGUAAAGAAGAGAUCCUGAGAGGUUAGAAAGAAAGUUAAGACACAUAAACUUUUAGACGCAAGCAGCACGAAGAAAAAACCCUACCAAGAUCCUUCACAAUUCAUUUUCUCCUCUAGCUCGAGGCACCGACUACAGUUACCAGAGAAAUAACAUAUUUUGCAAAAUUAUAAGAUGUUGUAUUGUACUCAGUAUCAAUCGAAUACGAAGUUAGGUGAUGCGGAAAUAAUUUCUUCCGUACAGGUUGGCUUCACCGACAAACACAAGUUUCUUGAUAGCUGGAAGAUGUGCGUCAGUAUAGAGUCAACAGGGGCACUUUCUUGUGUCUGCACUGUGUCUUAAAUACCUAAGAGAACUAUGCAUUUAAAAUAUGUUAUUUCCUAAUACUGCCUCUGUCGGAAAAAAUUCUCUUCAGGCUUCACCCGGUGUUGAUUUUAAAGCAAAUCUCAUUGUGACCAAGGCUUUUCCCCUAUUACCAGUAAUAUUUUAUAAUAAUUAUUAUUUUUUGAGUUAGUUAGUUCUUCGUUUGUCCACUUGUUGACGUUAAUAGGAGGUUGGUUCGACGAAAACCAAUCCCGGCCCUGUACAUGUACUCAUUGAUAGAUUGUGGUAUAACGAUUUAAUAAAACUUUUUUGGCAUACAUUCUUGUCGAAGUGGUUCCUGUUCUCAGGUGUUCACACUAAAGUCUAUGUAGCCGGCCUUUUUAGAGAUCAGUACCAGUAUCUGAACCCAUAAAAUGUCCAUAAAUCGGCGCGGUGUGAUCAUGAUCACACAGGAAAAAAGAUCGACACAACUUAAGUGAGGUUAGCCGAUUUUUAUUAAUACCUUUUUACAUUCGCAGGUUGACACAUUCGUUUUUUCCCCUUCAAAAUCCAUAUAUUUCCAAGGUUACGCAACAUUUUCGAGCUUGCAUAGGUUACCUGUGCUGUGGUGCCCUGCAGUCUUUUCCGUGAUGUUGCUUUAUGAAGCAUACAUGAAGUCACGGAUAAUAAACGGAGUCUCACAUAACAUUCAAUCAUGACGUAUUGUUAACGAGGACUUAAGCCUGGCGCCGAGGUUCCGUCAUGGGUACGGGCUGAAUUGAAAGACAAAAUGGAAAACUACAUGUUAUGAUAAUCCUUGGUUAUAAGACUGUGAUGAUUUUGAAAAUGAGACAGACAACAGGCGACAACAUUUCCACUGGCAUUAUUACUGAUCUCUGCUACCUUUUGCCUCCCAUGGCCUAAAUCCUUCCUCGGGAACCCAGCGGGCUGAUUACCUUGCGUUAAGGUCUCGGUAAAGGAAAACGAGGUGCCCACAGAAAAAAAUUCUAGUCGCGCGAGUAUUUUCGCUACAAAGGCAAGUUACAUAUCAAACUAAAGCUAAAAGACUAAAUUACCUUAUAAAAGAUUUUAUUUCAUCGAAUUUCAAAAGGUGCUUAAGUUUUUUGUUCUCGAACUCAGAGGUAUCGAGUUUACUGCUGAAGCUCCAGCCCUUUCGCGUUGUUAAAUAUUCACUUCCUUUUUAUUGCAUCUGAUUGACAGAUAAAAGACCUAAAAAAGGGUGUGAGGAAAUUUGCAGAUGUCUCGUGUUAGCGGAAUUAUUGCAUUUCAAACUAAACAGUCGAAUCUCGAGCGCGAUUUACGCAAAGAAACUGACAUAAAAUGAGUUACAAAGGGAAAUCGGAAAAUUCCUCACACCCUUUUUGAGUCUAUAUCAUUAUCCAUCAUAUCUGAAAGUUUCAAAGCGAUAGCUUAAAACCUGUCCCGACUGGAGGUCGGAGAAUUUUGAUUUUUGCGUCUAAAAUAGAGUGGGCUGGUUAGCCCAGAAAAGGCUUAUUUUAGAAGGGUUAAAAAGCACUUUCUGAUUUUCUUUUUCUGCCAAAUUAAAAUUUAGGACCCACUCAUGCCAAAAAUCCAAAAAAAACAAAAUCGAGCAAUGUACUAAAAUUUUCAUUUACCGAGACCUUAAACCAAGGUACGACCUUAAAUGUGUGGUAGCAAUGUAGAAAAAGGUUUGCAUCAGUGUCAGCAAGAGACAGUCAUUAUUUUUUGACAGUUUCAAAAUAAUGCCAACUCUCCCGGAUUAUCCCGGGAGUCCCCCGAAUACGACACCAAUCUCCCGGUCUCCCGUACGGGUCACCAUAUCUCCCGGAUAAAAUCAUCUUUGGAGCUUUCCUGUGUCUUAGUUUGAGAUUUAGCCUAUUUUUAGCUCAAAACUUGAAUUUUUCUUAUUCGUAGUACGGCUUCUGAAGCAUUUUUGUACGUAUUUAGUCACUGACAAAGAUUAUUUCUGGUAUCAAAAGGAUGAUCGCGAAUUUUGAUAGUAUGUACUUCAUGUAAGACUUCAUAUAAUGUCCUGAGGUUGGCCUCUCUGCAGUUACCAUACGCCAGGCUUGACGCUGUCAAAGUUUGUUAUGAAUACUCAACACUUUGACAAUGAUAUAACAAAAUUUUAUCAUCUUAUAUUGACUGGCAUCAAUCUGUUGAUGUAACGGGGAAUUCUAUAUGAUGAACAUGUACUCCCUCUAAACAAUGUUUGUUGGGAGAGGUGUUUGCUGAAGGGAUGUUGGACGAAAUAGAGGAGUUCAUGCCCAUAGUUGCGUCAUGGGUAAACUGGGCAAGAGGGCAGGAAAUUUAAAGAUAGUUAUUGGAAUUCAAAGCCAGCUAAUUCUUCCUGAAUUCAUAUAUUUGAUGCUUUCUCUUUGAAAAGAGUAACUUACGAGUUCAAAGAAACAAUACACUAAAUCUGCAAAGAAGUCCCUGAUCAGUUUUUAGAAAACCUUGAUUUUCCCAAACAUUUUCUGUAAUUCGACAGUAUCAAAAUAUCAAAGUAUAAGUAUUGAAAUUCAGCAUGGGAAUUUUCAGGGGUUAAUUUUUGUCCAGGGAUUUUUUUGGGUGUUGAUUUUUGCUGCCAUUCUAUCAUCCCUGCCACUUGAAAUCUGGAGUACCCUCCCUGGGGGCAUAUUGCACCCUAACAAAAUAAAUUGCUUACCGUCUUGCCUGGAUAAUUACAUAGUAUGUCACAGAGUCCUGAAUUCUUGUCAAAAAAUUAUUGAAAUUUGGAAACCAGUUUUCCAAGCCUGGAAAAAGUCUAGAAAAACGAUUAAAAUUGUGGAAUUUGGUUUUGUUUUUGUUUUUGUGUUUGCCUUUAUUUGUUUGUUUAAGUCAUUCCUCGCAAGAGAGGAAUUACUCCUAAUGGCAGAGGGCGAUGAGAGGCAGCCCUAUUUCAGCCUAACUGAAACUUUUUAAGCCCCAAGAUCCACAUACAAAUUCUCCAGACUGAUCUCCAUACAUUUCUUUUAAGAAAAGUUGAGAGAAUUUGGUUUAAGAUCAAAGCAUUCUUCCUUGGGUAAUCAAUUUCCUAAUUCUCAUAACUUUUACUCUUGAUGAACUGCUGAUGUUGUUAGGAGAAAAUUGAUAUUGGUCACUCUUGGGGCAGCAGAAGUAGACACAAUUAGUCUAGACGAAUUAUGCACCUCUAGAAUAAAAAGAGUCACUAAAACAGCUGUACUGACAGACGGACUUUUAUAUACCCUGGGUGCCAGAGACGUUUCAUGCAUAGUUUUUGGUUUUGGUCAAAUUGCUAUUGUGACCCACUCGAAUUAGAUAUGGACUCAGAAAGCAACCACCCUUCUUAAGGACCACUUCAGUUUGAGUGGUCGCUUUCUAAAGGUUUCAAAAUUGUAAAGGAAAGCACUGGCAAACUCGAGGGGCAUGUUGGCAUAGUUGUUCAUGCGUUGGAGAUCAGUGUUGUUCAUCAGUAAGUUCACCAAGUGAACUGUCUUGAAUUGUCAUUUCACGCAAUAAACGUGAAUGAAAUCGAAAAAACAAGGUAUUGCAUCUCUCAUUUUACGUCUAAAUUACGAAUCGAGGGGAUUGUUAUGGCGUUUUGCAGUUUCUAAAUCCAGGUUUUUAAUUGGCUGAAGUUUUACUGAUUGCAGAAAAUCUUUCAAAGCCGAUAAAUACAAGUAGGCGGUACUUUACCAUAAAAUAUGUCACUCAUGACUCUGUUCAUUUCCUUGUGCUCCUCCCCGCCCAGAGGCUCGCUUGAUACAAAGAAACCACAAGUCAGAUUUACUUACUUACUGCUCACAAUGCCCGGUGGAAUGAAGGGCAGCAGCGAAGGUCUAUUCUGGGCCAGCUUCCCGAUGGUACCCCUGCGGGUGUGGUUUAUUAGGGUUUUCAUCUCUCCUUCUACCGUUCGUCGUCAGGUGUCCUUCGGUCUGCCUCUGUUGUGCUUGCCUUGCCUGUUACCAGGUUUUUUCCAAAGCACGUGCCCAAUUAUUAUUAUUAUUUGAACCUGUUUUAAGGUACACCAUUCGAUGCUACUUCGUAUCUGGUCGAUGCGUUUCGACGAGAAAACAUUUCAGAGCAUCUCAGGUGUCGUUCAACAGAGCACGUGCCAUGGUGUCACAGUGCUGAGGAAAUCUACUCAUUUUAACAGCUGGUUUUGUGUGAUCAGAUUCUUAAUAUAAAUGGCUCGCUUUACACGAUUAGAGUUAGCCCUGCCCACAGGGGAUCACCGAUGUUGGCACCAAGAUAACUGACAACUCACACCAGCAGAGGGUUUUCUUGUGGGUGCGGUUCUCAUGUCUUUUCAGCGUCUGAGUUUGUCGUAUUAAUAAUAAUAAUAAUAAUAAUAAUAAUAAUAAUUCCGUUAUUUACCCUUGGCAGUGUUUAUAGCACUAAUGCUAGUGGGGCCGAGCAAAUGCCUGAAGCAAAUAAUUCAAAUCAAACUUAACAGGGUUAGGAAACCCAACUGGCCGGAGGCAAACCAGCUGGCUAUUUACAAGCGUGGCCGAGGAUUUGAACUCGUGACUACCGUGAACGAAUUCAGCAAGCGGUCAUGGCGGGACUUGAACUCGGGGCCUCCGAAUGGCAAGUUCAGCGCUUUAACCACUCAGCCACACUGCUUCCUUAAAUCUAUUGAAGUAGAUUCGGUCGACUGAAGUUCUGAAGCAAAACAACCCGUUGCAAGCUUGGUCGAACAACAAUAUAACCCCAAGUUAGGUCAGAUUAGCAGAUGACUCAACGUUAUUAAUUAUUCACAAGCUUGUUGAGCCAUAGACCAAGGAAGAAAGCAGAGCGUUUAUAUCGAGAGUUUUGCUUCGAAAAUGGUUGGAUUUUUUCUACAAUUCGAGAUGGAUUAAUUGACAAAGGAUCGUGAAGGAUGCGGAGUGGAUGAGGACAGCUUGUUCCUGCAAAAAUCUCCCAUCAUGGUAUCAUGAUUAGGUGGCUUUCAUUCAAUUCCGCCAUUUUGGUUCUUGUAAUACUGGUAUCACUGGGAUUUACGACGAAAGGUAAAGACAUUAUUAUUCGUUUCCACCAGUAAUUUUGGAUAGCUUUUGUUUAAAGUGUAACUUUCUAAAGGAGCAGCACCUAUAAAGAAUCUUGCGAAGUGCGGUAAAGAUCGCUUAGAAUGACCACUAAAAAGACAGAGUCUGUUUCCGCGUGCAAGGACACUGUACAUCAUAAUAGCCUUAAGUUGAGUUGUAGCAAACUAAGAAUUCUUUCAUAAUUUUUUGCGGCGCAGAUUCAAGGCCUAAAAAGUCUCAUAAAUUAAGGGAUUGUGUUGCUCAGUUUUAUGAGCACAGUUGUCGGAUCUCAGUAAUGAAAAAGAAACUGAGACCUUUUAGUAUAUCAUAAUUGACAUCGUUAGGCCAUAGUAAAGUAAUUUUAAAUAUUAGUAUUAGUAUUUGUAGCUCUAUUGUCUUCAUUAAUAGGGAUUUAAAUCCACUCCAUGGACUUCAACUUGGAAGUUGCAACAUGCAAAGUAAACAAUGAAAUACUGACCUUAAACACGACAUGACUUUUUCGGUAAUCUGAAUGUACAACUACCACUCGUGAAAAGGUAAAACUCUGAGCCGUCUGCAGGCUUGAACUUGAUCUUCUCCAAUUGAAUAAACGCUCAAAUUGGAUGUAAAAUAAUAUAUUGUCAACUUUUCCAUGAACACUAGGGAAUUUAUGUCGCACUUUUAAUUUUACAAACAAUUACCAUGAACAUUGUAGGAAUGUCUGCUUUUUUGUUUACUUGUCAUUUCCUAAUCUCUCAAUCUGUAGUUUUGUCAAACGCCACCCAGAAGACCGCUGGACCUAUCGAGUCCUGCGCGCAAAGCCCAAUACAGCAAAACGUUACAUUGAGGGGUGGAAUAAACGCUGGUACGUUCAAGAAACUGGCGCAGUUUGUAGCCAUGCAGCUCUGCAUUCAGCUUUGCUGCGAAGAAAAAAAUUGUGAUGUAGCGCUAAUGUCCGGGAAAAAUUGCUAUGGAGUUCAGUGCUUUAGUGAGGAGCUGUGCACUGCUGUACCCGCCAAAAAAGCGCCUUCUUCGUUGAUGAUCUCGCACGUCACUAUAACGGGAGAGGAAGGUAUGGGAAAUGUUCAUUUUUGUUAACCACCGUAAAAUUCCGAAAACAUGCCCCGGGGCUUAAAUUUUUCAAAGGCCCUUUUUGAGGGGCUUACUUUAGGAGGGGCUUAUCUAUGGAGGGAAAUUUGCGUUUCAAAAUCGAUUGGACUAGCCUUAUAGCUGGAAGGAAAUUUACCGUUUUUGCUUUGUUUUACUUUGUAUUUGAGGGCAAUUUCCAAGUACAAUCCCCCGGGGGCUUAUAUUUGGAGGGGCGAUUUAACGGAGGGUUUUUACGUUACGAGUUGGGGGGCUUAUAUUUGGAGGGACUUAUUUUCGGAAUUUUACGGUAUUUGUUUAUUUCGAGACUAUCAAAUGGAUUCUUAAGUUGUUGACUGAUAUUUUGGGGGAACAAGGUUGUAUGUGUUACAUUACUGCUCUUAAGUAUUCGAGCUAGAAAGAGCAUUAAUUUAUAUUAUUUGUUUUGGUUUGGUUUUUAGCGCUCUAAAAAACAUCUCCGAGAAUGUGAAAUCAGCGAAGUCAUUGGAUGACUUCGCUGAUUUCACAUUCUCUGAAAUUGCGAUAAGAGUGUAAUCAGUCAUAGGAUUGACAUGAUUUUCAAUGGGCGUGAAGUUAACGUUAUUGUGUGUCAACGGCGAAAAGUGAAAUCAUAUGUUGUCAUCACUCUACUGUAUUGUUCUGCUGAUCGUCAGAGUUUGUUUCUUUGAGAUAAUAUAGCUCAAUAUCAGUUUAUUAAUUUCAGAUCACCUAUUCGAAACGACGAAGGAUACAAAAUAUCCAAAGUUGAUUGUUAGUUAUAUGGAACCGAUGGAAAUAUGCGCGCGUUUUUCUCCCAUUCCUGCUGUAAAGUGUAGCUUUUUUGGGCUUCGUAACUUGUAACUUCACUCAGAGUAUGGGAAUUGUCGGUAGCUCGUAGCGAAUUAAACACUCCGCUGCCUCUAUAUUGUAGCCUGAGUAGCAGGCAUCGGUUAAUUUUUUUUAAAGGCCGCGCGAGGGGAACACGCGAAGGCGAGAGGAGGUGCCCUCUCAUUUCCUCCCCUCGCGCGCUCGUCCUCGAAUUUUCUCUUUUCGCCCCCCAAAAAUACCGGUGCCUGCUACGCAGGCUACUGUGUUGCCCCACGUAAGGGAAUCCAAGACAGUCUUGGUUUCUGGAUUCCACGCCAUGGAUUCCGGAUUAUUUGUCAGUGGAACUUGGAUUCCGGAUUUCCGUCAGCUGCAUUCCGGAUCCCACACCAAAAAUUUGCCACAUUCCGCAUUCCACAAGAAAGAAUUUCCCGGAUUCCGGGAUCCGGAUUCCCUUACCGCUGGGGCGAUCUGUAACUAUUUCUAAGUGCUAGCGACACUGCCUCAUUUUUACUUUUGCUUACAGGGUACAGCCGCCGUUCUCACCCAGUUCCACAGAAUCUUAAAUGCACAGAGACCGAAGCAGAAGAAGGCGUUACGUUGAAAGGAGGGCUUAAAGCGGGAAAUUUCACAGAUGUUGGUACAGUAGAAAGUAUCGACUCCUGUACUCGGCUCUGUUGUGUGUCUGAGAGAUGUAACUUAGCGAUGUUAAUAAACGGACAUUGUUUUCUUGUGAACUGUUUUAGCAAGGAGCUUUGCAAGACGGUCAAAACCGAGACCAAGAAUUAUCGACCAACGGUGGCAUUUGUACGACGAUGGGUCACUAAUGUGACCGAGGAUACAGGUAUGUGUGGAUCAGCCUUGAAGGUGAAUGCUACAACCAGUUGGCAGAUAAGGGGGGGGGGAGGAGGAGGGUGGUCUCCAAAAGAUUUUUUUCGGUCAUUAGGGCCUCAGCAUUGGCCCCUCCCCUGGGUCCGCCACUGAGUUGUAGAAAUGUUUAGAGACUCCGACAAAGAACUGGCCUUUUUCCAGUUAAAAUCGCUGCUAGUCACACAUCUAAGAGAUAAAGCAUUCACCCCUCUCUCCCUUCCAUACAAAGUCGUUCCUCAAAGUCGUAUUGCCCCCUCGAGUGAUCCCCCAAAGAAUGCGCGACUCUAUUUCAGCAAAAAAAGGCGAGACUCUGGAACUUAAAGCAUCUUUGUUUUACAUAUUAUUAGCAAACGGUUGAUCGUAAUUAUUAUCAGUGCAUUAUUUAAGACAUGCGAUUUUGACAAAAAAAAAAAAACGCCGCCCUCGAGUAAAUAGGGAGCUUAAGCAACAGCGUUGUUGAGCGACGGACGUCAACCGGAAGUGGACCUUUUGCAUCAUUGGGCAGUGGUUUGUUUGAAACUCUCGGAUGAAUCCUCUUUAUAAGAGAAAAGAAACUUAGCAAUACAAAUUUGUUAGCGUCAAGGCAUAUAAAAAGGGAGAAAGGCUCACUUCCGGUUGACGUGCGUCCCUCAAACACGUCUUUGCUUAAGCUCCCUAAUGUCGCCCUUGAAUAAACGCCGCAUCGAAAACGCUAAAAAUGUGAUAAACGCCCGCGGCGCUUAAUAAAAUAAAUACGGUACUUUUUGCCUUUUGAGUUUUAAUUUUUAAUAAGUUUCUCAAACAUGUUUAUUUCUUUGCAGCUAUCACUUUAAGCAACCUCCCAGCAACAAACUCAAAGUUGAUAUGCAAAAACAGUGAUAUAAAACAUAACUCCACGCUGAAAGGAGGAAUCAAAGCCGGGAAUUUUACGGAUUUGGGGAAAAUCGCGGAAAUGUCAACAUGUAUUCGCAUGUGUUGUGGCAGAAAGGACUGUGAUGUAGCAUUUAUGUUAGAAGCGAACUGCUAUGCUGUGAAUUGUUAUAAUGAAGACUUAUGUCAGCCUGUGCUUGCCCGAAAGUCGGGUCUGCUGACAAAUUUGAGCCCUAAACUAUCUUAUAUAACAGCCAGAGAUGAAGAAGGUAUGUAGGACUUGAAAAUCUCCCGCGAAGGCUUACAGGAAACACCAAGCGUGUUGCCGACCUAUAUUCUUAUUUCCCGUGCAAACAACCUUAACUCGACCGUCGGAUCAAUUAAGGUUUCUGGGAUACUGCCCACCUACCCCUCCCCUAAGCCAAUAUCAGCAAUUGCUUCUCGCUUGGGGCAAAAUGUUGGCUUAGGGGAGGGGUGAGUUGGAAGUUGCCCACAAACCUAAAUUGAUCGGAUCAUUAUACGUCUCUGGGUAACUGACCACCUACCCAUCCCCUAAAUCAACAUUUUGCCCUAAGUAAGAAGUAAGUGUUAAUCUUGGUUUAGGGGAGGGGUAGGUUGUCAACCAGUCCCUCUUGGAGAUUAUUUCGUAAUAAUUUCUUACACCUAGAUCAAUUUUAAUUGGAAGCAAAAAGAAAGUGCCGUGUCGACAACCGGUGAUGUAAUAUCAUCCCACAUAGACAACGUUGUGUUAUGAUAUCACUUUAAAAAAAAACUGUGUCGAACAGACGUUAGAUGUAAGAAUAAAUAACACAAAUCUCUAUUAUCUUCACAGUUCUUCCUCAAAAGAUCGCAAUAGGAGACGGUAUGUCUUGCAGACCAAGUGUCAUUUCAUAUGACGUCACUCUGCGUGGUGGACUCUCCGCUGGCAAGUUUACGCCUAUAGGACAUGUGGACGGCAUGGAAGCGUGCGUGAACUUAUGCUGCAAGCGAAACACGUGCGAUAUCGCACUGAUGCUGCGAGAUUCGUGCUACUCAAUCACGUGCGCAAGUGAGGAGUUGUGUGAAGAGGUGCCGGCACCAUCGUCUGAUUUUUACCCCAGGCUGUCUUACGUCAGGAGAGACGUUGAAAGCCAGGCUAAAAAAGGUGAGGACGUUACUAAAAGGAGGAAACUGGGAACCGGGAACAGGGAUAAGGGAUCAUGCAACAAUUGGAUGAAGGGGCUAGCUUGUAACGGAAUUGUGGUGUUCCGUCGGUGUGGGAGAUUGAGAACCUGACGUUUGGGGCGCUAUCGUUUUAGAAUAAGAUUAUUAUAAAUUUUAUUUACUGGACAUCUUGUUAGGACCAGCUUUGUAUAAAUGCUGAUAGAUAUCUCCAGUAUGAAUAAAGCUUUUAUUAUUAUUAUUUUUAUUAUCUCUCCGUCAGAGCAAAUUAGGAGAUUAUGGGUUGUGUGUGGUUUCAUGUAGCGGAAGAUGGAGCGAAACCUUUCAAUCAGAUGGGUAAACGGAAAGUCUGUGUUAAACCCUUAUUUUUCGUUAGCAUGUCAUGUCUGCGUGGUUUAGUUUGCAGAGACAAAAGAGAGAUUUUAUGUCAUUUAGACUCGCUUUUACGCGGACGGACAACGUCAGAUUCAAGUUCAGAAUUUCUCAAAAGAGAAAAUAAACAAAUAAAAACAGUCCAAGACAAUUAUUAUAGGACAAAACUUACGUAAAACUACUAAUUUUGGGGUAGAAGAGUAAAGGGAAAACUUUGGCACGUGGUACAAAUUUACGUUUGUCUUUUGCUGUAAGCGGUACUCUAAAUCUCUCAAAUAGCUCAGGGUUUUGUACCCUGGGUAUCAAAGGUUUUUUCUCGCGUCCGACGAAGAGCUUCGUCGGCCACAGGCCGACUCGUCUUUGGCCGAAGGCCGAAGACACGAGCGGCGAAGCCGCGAGAAAAAGCAACCGCGCAUGAAAAGCCUCUGGCACCCAGGGUAACGGUGAACUAAUAAUUAACUAAGGAAAUACCAUAAGUUCUAGGGGAACUGAGCAAAGCUAUGGUGAUAGAAACGAAAAGUUCACUUAUCACACAUACCCUGGCCACAGCAUUUUUAGUGAAGACAUACUGAAAGUGAGUUUCUCGGUGAGACCCUGCCACCUCUAAGCUCUUCUUCCAAAAUGAUCGAAAAGCAAACUCGCAUAUAUCGUCCACCCAAAGUAUUAUUGUUGCUGUAGACGUGAAAAUAAUAAUAAUAAUAAUAAAAUAUCAGGAGAAUUAAACUUAAGAAAUAUGUUUUCCAUAGUACCUCCCUGAUUUUUUAAUUAGCAAUGUAUAUUGCAAGGACAAUCUUCAUGCCGAUCACUAUGAAGAUUAAUCCCUUUCGCUCUAAAGACAAAGCAACAUAGGGGUUAAGCCUGAGAUCUAUGCCCUUGACAACACUAUCUUUCUUUCAGAGCUCCUUCAAACCAAAGCUCAAACACAAGACGAGGUAAAUAGCACUACUGAAGAACAACUGGACACCAAAGAAGAGGGCUAUUGUACAAAUAGUGAAGUAAUGACUAACGUCACACUUCGUGGCGGGAUCGCUGCGGGACGCUUUCGGGAUCGCGGUAAAGUCCCCAGCAUCCAGGCAUGCGUUGAGAUUUGUUGCAUCUCAAAGACUUGUGACGUGGCAUUUCUACUUAAAAAUAAUUGUUUUUCUGUGACGUGUUUAAACGAAAGACAAUGCGAGGCUGUGAAAGCGCGAUCCUCCGUUUACCGUCCACAGCUUGUAUAUAUCUACGCCAGAACCAAAAGCCAAUUUAUCGUUGCUCCUGCUGAGACAAGUAAACGCUUGAAAGAAAGAGAAAAUCGAGACCAGUUGAGCAAAGGUAGUACCACAAAUUUUCUGCCAACGGCUGGAAUAUACAGAUUUGAGCCCCAAAUGCACAGAAAGGCAAUAAGAAGGAACACGAUCAAUCUUGGUUAAGAACUGUAUAAUACUUAGACUGCUUAUUUAAUUUUUUAUAUGAAUUGAGAUCAUUUAAACCUGUUGGAUGUCGUAAAGGAGACGGGGGGCGGAGGGAGAUUCUGGUAAACUUCCCACUCAGGCCUCCCGACCCCUAGACUAACAUUUACAGAGGAUCACCAAAACAUUAAUGUCUUCUUCCCUUCAUGCGCAAGUAACUGGAUAGUAACGAAGGCAAAACUUUAAACUAAAGUGGGCAACCUGGCGGGUCGGUUAUUUAAACGAAGGGGGAGAGGAUAUCCUUUCUUGAACGAUGUCUAACCUAUACCGCGGUGGACAAUAAGUAGCUUCCCACGCCGACGUUCUUAGGGCCUCGUCACGCGUUAUUUCCCCACGAACGUUGGGGAGGAUUGCGUGACGAGCCAAAAGAACCUGCAAGUGGGACGCUAGGCGAUCAGUAGAUUACGAGUAGUCCCUUAUAUUACUCAGGAAAAUCGUCCUCGAAGCUCUAAGGGUGGCUAGGUUAUGGCAACGAGAUAUUUAUGGGCGAGUUGGCCGCAAAGUUUAAAACAAUAGGAAAACACUUGGAGACUUACUUUUACUGAACCAGUUCCUGAAGCAUUUGAAUUACCUACUUCUGAUUGGACAGAAAAUAGCUACUGUCCGAUCAUAAGCAAGAAAUUCAAGUACUUCUAAAACUGGUCCGCUAGGAAUUAGUCCCCGUUUGUUCAUCCGUUAUAUUGUUGAAAACUUUGCCGGAAAGGAUUUUACCCGUGGAUAUUCCUUCCGGAUUAGUUUAAGUCUUCGAUGAUACAGGGAUACUAGGGCAGCGAAUGAACAUCGCUGACUGCCAAACUAGCAAUGAAACAGGGGGACUAUUUGUAGUCAAGAAAAUAAGUGGCGCUGUGGAUCUAUUUCAAUUUUUUUUUAGUUUGUGGGGAGCAGCGUUGCGUGACGACACUAAAAACGGGUGUGUAGCAGACUAGACUAUGAUAUUCUUAUCAUUUUUAGGGACAAUAGCCUAGAAUCUAUAAUUACGUAAUUGCUGGUUUCCACGUGACGUCACGACGGCCAUGUUGGUGGUCAAGAACAAAAGCAUUUCUCUACUCUUGAAACUAAAAUCUAUCUCCAUGUAAAUUCUUCUAGAAAAAAUUAUAUUGUGUUGACUUUGUCACGUGGUUGCAAACCAAGAAUUGAAAGGACACUGAACAAUACCAACACCACAACACAAGUGAACAAACAAUGGUUUCCUCAACACCCUGUAGUAAAUUUAACUUAGUAAUCUAUUCGACAACAUUCAUAUUCAUGCACAUUUGUAAUAAGGUAUAGGAAAAAAGAUUGAUCAGCGGACUAAGCCAAGCUGGGAUAGAUUGGCUUAGGGGAUGUUAGUAAUGUGACCCGCGCGAUUUUGGGUUUCGAGGGUGGGCCAUUCACCCCUGAGUGGCUCAGCUGAAAACUGAGCAAGAAUGAAUGAUUUCCACGCCAAAUCGGUAUUUAUCGUCACGGGCUACGUAAUCGCACGUAAAACUAUAUAUGACUAGUCAUGAAAAAACCUGUUAAUUGAGCGUGUGCAACUUUUCAUAUCAUUUUGAGUGUUGUGAAUAGUUAGGUAGUUCAUUUGCCACAAUUGCCAAGUUACAACGGUAAUAGGUCAGUCUCGAAUUCUGAAAAUUCAUACUUGGCUCCGAGGCUGACAAGGGGAAUACAAUAAAAGAAAUUAAUUACUCAUCCAUAGAUCUCAAUGCAGUUUCUUUUAUUUUAUACCCCUCAGCCUCGAAGGCAAGUAGGAAUAUAGGAGAAUUUUCAACGUUCGAAACUGGUCUGUUGGGCUUAAGUUGUUUCUAGCUGAGUAUUGAUGCGAGGAAACUAAACUCGGUGUCUCAUCGCAUAUUGCUUAUCUCUCAACGGAGCUCUAUGCAAGGACUUGAUUUACUAUCUCUAUAGUAAAAUUCCUAGUAGAAACAAAGAAAAAAGCAACAUUGCUGUUUCUAGGUUAGCAUUGUAGUGUUAGAGUGCACUGUAAGAAUUGUACGAAUGGGAGAGGAUAUUUUUAUAAAAAGAAAAACAACGUUUGAUACACUUUUGUAUAUAUGGAUAUUUAGAACAGAUUGUGGUUUUGUACGCAAAAAAAAAUGUAAUAAAAUCAAUUCAGAGCGUGGGUAUACUGUGCAUUUACAUUUUUCCUUUGUCAUCAUUCCUUGGAAACAGGAAUCGUUCGGUCUUUAGGAUUGGAUUGGUUUAUUGAACAAAUUAAAUGGCUCUUAGGGACUUGUCAGAAAUUAGCAGAGGGGGAGGGGGGGUGGAAACAGAGGGAGGGUCACAACUUUUUAAGAAAUUGAAAAAUGGGCCGUUUUAUGCAAAUGAUGUCCGUGAUCAUGUAGAGGUUCACCCACAGAAGAAAAAAAAGUUCUUUAUUUUGUAAAAAAAACCUGGGAGAAAUAGGGGAGUCGAGUGAUCAGCUGUCAGAAUCAGAGUCGGACUCUUAAUGCUGUCAUCUAAAAUGUAAGUAUAUGGCAUUACAAAGAACUGAUUAGAAAUAUAUUUUGAUCGUUCGUAAUACUGACUCACCCUAGUGUAUUGUAAGAACUAGAUUUUAUCAUUUAUACAAGACGGGGAGGGUCAUGAUAUUUUAGGCCAAGGUCAAGGGGAGGGUUAGCAAAUUUCACUUCCAUUGAAGGGAUGGGUCACCUCAUUUCCGAACCCAAAUUUAAAAUUCCCACCCCCCUCCCCCCCUGCUAAUUUCUGACAAGUCCCUUAGAAAGGAUGCUUUGGCGUGUUUGGAUAGACUAUCCAACACUCUUCCUUAUGCCUGAUAUGGCUUCCUAAUUUAUUGAUCAUUCUUGAAGAAGUUUAAAUCAAGGCUUAUGAAUAUCACAAAUUUAUGACUGAUCCAGGAGUUAGCUUUGCGAUCCGGGAUUUUAGAGUCAGAGGGACGAGCGAGGUCCAGAAAUAUAAUAAUCAACGGGAUACGGGAUUUAUGAAAUUUUACGAUGCGGGAUUCGGGAAAACUUGUUUUAAAGCGAGUCGAGAUCCGAUUGAUUAUAAAGUUAGUUGCACGUUCGGCUUAAAUGUUAAAAAUACUCCCUGUUUUGCUUGACCAAAAAUGCCACCAAAAAUAGCUUGUUUUUCUCCACCUCUUCACCACUAUAAACCCCAAUAUCCAAAUACAGAUUCUCCAGACUGAUCUCUCUACAUUUCCUUAAAGAAUUAGUUGAGAAAAUUUGUUUUCUGAUCAAAGCUUUCCCAUCAAGGCCCAGUUGUUCAAAGGCCUAUUAGCGCUCAACUCGGGGUUAAAUUUAACCCGGAUUUCUUUUUUUGUGUGUUCAAAAGCAUUUUCUCGGACAAUUUUCUGUGCUAUUUUUAGAGCUUCCAAUCAUCAACCUGUAGGCAAAAAGAAUUACAACUGGAAUCCUUUUUAAGCUUUCAAAUCUUAAUUCAAAGCUCGCACUAACCCUGGGUUAUCUUAACCCAGCUUUGAACAACUCGGCUCUUGUGAUCAUUUUAUCAAUUCCCACAACAUUUUCUCUUGAUUAUAUAUUGACAUUGCCAAGAGAAAUUUGACUUUAAUCACUCUUGGGACUUAAAGGGUUAGGAAACGUUGGAAUCAGGACUAGCCGCCCGAUAAAAAUCGUCCAAAUAACAGGGAGAGGCAAAGCUUUUGUGACAAAAUUGGAGAACUCUGCUGGCCGUGAUGGCUGUUAGGCUCAAGGUCGAUUUAGGACAGGAAUAUAGUUUAAAGCAAGAGAGAAUAAACUGGUCUUUUUAAUUUUUUUUUUUGAAGAGUUUUUGUCCUUAUCCGGAAGGCAAUGAUGUGAAACACUGAAAAGCCAAUAUAUUUAAAAAGCCGCGGUGUUCGUUUUCAAGCGAACAACCGCCCAGUCAAUAAAAUGUCACACAAUGAUUACUUUGGAUAAAGAAGAACAACAAAAAAAAAACUUAUUAGUUUGGACAGAGCUAUGUUGUGACGAUUUAACAUGCAACAUCUUAGGCAGAACAUUGACAGGGGAAUUUCUUUUUUUUUUUAAAGUUUUUGGGAGUUAAUCAGAGAUUACGCCCUUAAACAGUUCUAAUUAAAUAGGGCGGUCACCUGUUUGUAACCUGCUGAUAUUGUUUUCACUCAACGACAGGUCAUUCAAAACAACACUGUCUCCCUUUGCUUGUAAACGGCUGUGAUCACCAUGGUAACAAGCUUUUAAUGGCACGUGAUAAGGUCACCAGUCUGCGGAAAUACAAAGUUGGGUACUACAAAAGAAAAUAUUGGGUGGAUAUGGCCUUUUGUUGCAUAUGAAAUGAAUCGGACCACGUGCCGGGAUCGACCGAUGAUGCAUCGUGGUGAAACCUCACCCUAAACUCGGCUUUUUUCGCUAAAGUUGUCCUUUAAAGAUUGUAAAAUCCACAACGUUUAGAUAUCUAUCGAGGUGAUGGGCUUUGGAACAUCCCUUUUGGUUGUCGCUUUGCUGUUUAAGUUUUCUCGAGGUUUGACAGGUAAGUGUUUGGUAAAGUUGGCUUCUCGCGCUGGAAAAUAUAAAAAUUGCAACAAUUCAGUAACACUUCAAGAGUAGCAAACCAUUGCAUUCUACUCACCACUUUCCUAUUGCAACAGGAAAUGUUUCAUUUUCGAAACUUAAAGUAUAUCCAACCCUACCUAGCGAAGUGAAAAUGCGCAAUUCUGUGCACAGUGGCUAACAAACUCAAGGAUCGGAUAAUUGGAGCACUGAAGUGGAAUGGCCAGUCAAAACAUAAUUUAACAUAAUUUAAAGGGCAAAACGCACGGAGAGCGUUUUCAGAAAUGUUCAAUUGAUUAUGUUUUCUGUAGUCUUUAAGGCAUUUCUCAUUAAUGCAGUUGUCAUCGGAUAGGCGAGGCGGAUGCCAAGUGACGGCGGCGUAAAAUUUGCUUUCAAUAUUUACAACCUAGUGGCUAUUUAAUUCUUGGGAGCAAAAUGUCUCAUCCCGAUUCACACCAACAAAAGAAAUUGAAUCUAUACCUAGAGGUUAACAAAAUAAACAUCAGCGAGGGAAAACUGAAAUACGCGCCAGCAUUACAUAGGAUUCCAGACGAUUUUAACUCAUAAGACAUCUUAUAAAUGUGAAGUCAACUAACAUUAGUAUAUAAGCAGCUAUUUCAAAGGAAACAAUUUACCUAAACAACUCUUAAACAAGUUAAAGCUUUCUCGAGAAUUGGCCAUAGGAAUCUUGGGUUGGCAAAGGAUAAGACACUAUGUUGAAUUCGAUGAACAAUUAUGUCGCUAACUCGUUGGUAUUAUCGAUGCUUCAAGCAAGUGGAUAUUGUGUUGCGCGAGGCUUCAGGUUGCCGGCCUCUUAUUACUAUGAGCAAACUUAAGGUAGCCUGCUCUAAGAGGGACGGCUCAAAGCCGGUAAUUGAAAGGAAAAAAAUGGUAAAAUUUAAUUCGACAACAUAAAACAGCAAGAACAACAACAAUAGCUUCUUCUUUAUUUGCCCUUAUUAUUACAAAAGAUUACAAUUUUACCUUUGCAAAAAAAGUAACUACGGGUACUAGCAACCCGAAAUAAAAACACUAAGAAGUUCUCGCGGGCCCUUUUUUCAAGGGCCUAAGGCUUUUAAUUCACUUGACAACGAGGUCAUCAACUCUCAAUCUCCCUCCUCUUUUAAGAAAAAACUGAAGAUUAAAUUAUUGAAUAAAUAUGAAAACAGUUCAUAAAUCUUUCCACCUUCGACUUUUCGCCAUCUUUUCUUUAAUUGAUGUUAAACAGCUGUAACCCGUAGUUUGAGGAAGCCUAACCUCUCAUAAGCUCCUAUAGUUUCUGUUAGGUUCUUCGCCACUUCAUUUUUUUCUCUCUCUCUCUCUCUCUUUUCCUUUAUUUUUUGUAAUUAUUGUGUGGCAAAUAAAAUAAUAAAUAAACACAAGGUUAACAUCCAACUUGAGUUUUCUCCUAUUGCUUUUCAUAGCAAUACGUAAUCAGGAGAAACGUUAUGAGAUUUAGAAAAAAAACGGUCAUUAAAGGGAACUUACUCUGACCUGUUACAAAUUUUCUAAACUAAUUCUUUGAAGCCAAUGUAUGGAGAUCAGUGGGGAAUUUCUAUUUGGAUAUUGAGGGCUAAAAGGGGUUAGAAUGCCAGGCUGCCAGUAUAAUAGGCCACAUGUACGAAGAGGUCACGAGACCAAUGCUUCCUUUAAACAAUGAGUUGAAAUCUUGCUAAUGUUAAAAAUUGAUAGGGCACAUAAACAUUAUCUUACACCCGAAAUUUGAGAGGAAACGCAUUUAAGGGAGGUAUUUUAUGGAACUUUGAUUUUUUAACAACGUAGUAUAAUUUGUAUGGGUCGUUAUGUUGGAGGGCAUACAUAGCCGCCAAAACUACUUUUCGCUUAUAUCUUGUUAAACGUUUGAUAGUCACACUCGGAUGUACUGUAAACGUUACCACAUCAUCUUUUCAACAUUUUCCUUGAAGUUUAAGUGCAAAAUUUGUGUUCAGAAAGAGGUAAUUCAAAAUUUUAAAAAUCACAUUUUGGUCGCGUGACCAGCUACGAACUUACUCAUUUUAAGAAAAUGGUGCGGGUUGGAAAAACCAAAUCACUAUUAUUUUGUUUAAGAUAUGACCCACUAAUCGUUUUUCGAAGGCAAAAUCAUAUAACUUUCAUUUCCAUAAAAACGAUGUCACAUGACCCCUUAGUGCAAAUGGCCUAUGAAUGCAGAGCCUAAGACGAAGUCCAGUGCGCGGGCAAAGAAAGCGGUCGAACGAAUGAGUCAAUCAAAAAAAAAAUCACUCGAUGUCGAACUGGAGAUGAGACGAGAGCCUGAAUUGAAGCAAACUUCAAAAAAAUUCGUUACUUUUGAUAACUCGAGCAGUUUUGCAGUGUUUAGUCAGAGAAAUCUAUGCUCUUAGCUUCAUACAGCAGUUUAAACACAUAGUUAGCAAAUGCUAGAUAGUGCCUAAAGAAUAUUUUCUUGUUUUCAGAGGAGAGUCUCGAGUCGGAAAUCACAAAUGUGCGACCGCUGAAAUGCCCGCAUGGUCCAAUAUUGACCAAUGUCACUCUGACGCACGAGCUUCGCGCGGGAAAAUUUUCGCGCCUGGGAAUGGCAGAAGAUAUGGAGACUUGCAUUCAGAUGUGCUGUGACAAGGAUGAUUGUGAGAUGGCGUUCAUGCCUGGGAAACAUUGCUAUGGUGUGGACUGCUUCAGUCAGGAGCACUGCGAGAUUACGACAGUUAAACCCAGUAAUUUAACCGUGCAGAUUACCAAGGUGCGACCAAUAGUUGUAAAUCCAGCCAAGGAUCAAAUAGCAGGUAAUCUAUAGAACCAAGGAAAGAAAAGGGUAAAAAAUACAUUGUUUGUAAUGUAGUCUUUCGUCCCAUGUAAGGGAAGCCAAAACAGUCUUGGGGUCUGGAUUCCACGCCAUGGACUCCUGAUUUCAGAUACUUGAUUCCAGUCUCUAUUAGUGGAACUUGGAUUCUGAAUUCCAAUUGUUAGUGAGAUUCCGGGUUCCUUGAGCUCCAAAGCCUAAGAUUCCGGUUUCUAAAGCAAAAGUUUGCUGGAUUCCGGAUUCCAUCAGCGAAAAAUAUCCAGGAUUUCGGAUUCUUUGUCGAUGGAAGGUGGAUUCCGGAUUCUUUACGCCGUAUUCCGGUUUCCAAAGCCCAGGAUUCCGGAUUUCACAGCAAAACUUUUCUGGAUUCCGGAAUCUGGAUUCCCUUACAUUGGGCGAAAACAAGAAAAGAAAAGAGUACAACUGAAAAAAUGCAUUGUUUAAGCUCCUGUUUACAAGGCAUGGUGCCACACGGUCAAGUGACGAUUAAAUAUUCUUGGAAUGAAUCAUACCAUAUUUUUUUACCCAUGGUGCUUUGCUCGGAGCUCCUCUUAAACAUUCUUCACAUGUCAUUUGUUAUUAGUGUCUGUUGAGGACCCUUUAACUCAAGAGGAACUUCACUGUACCCAAAGCCCAAUACUAAAGAACGUGACACUGAGGGGAGGAAUAAAAGCGGGGAACUUCAGUGACCUGGGUGACGAGAAAAACAUGCACAUGUGCAUUGCUCUCUGCUGCGAGCGCAAGACGUGCGACCUGGCCUUCAUGAUAGGAGGUACAUGCAUCGCAGUGGACUGUUUUAGCGAGGAGCUAUGUCAGGCGGUGAAAGCGAGGCCGACCAUAUAUGACCCACAAAUAGCGUUUAUCAGACGUAGGGAGCUGCAAAGACCUAAUCCUACUCCUAAUCCAAGCCUUUCAAGAAAAGGUCGGUAUUACGCUACAUUUACACGGUACCGAAAGAAUUUUCGACCGGCUGAAUUGAAAAAUCUGACAGGACAAGAACCAGGUUGAAUUUAACUUAACUCAGUGGUUUUACCAUCUACCUAUGCACAGUGCGUUUCUUUAGUAAAUCCAACAUGGCGUCUCUCAGCUUAGUUACCACACACCCGUGGCACCCCGGCUUUGCCGUACAAAAAUUUAGACGGUCAUGUUUUGUUCACACCGCGCCGGAAAUAUUUUCGACCGUAGCCGCUAAAAAUUUAACCUCAACAAGGCGUUCAACGGACAGGCGUCUAAAUGUUCGUACGGUUAGGGUGGUUCUGUGCGAAAGAAAGGGUUGAACGCACGAAUUUUCAACCGGUCAAAAAUUGCUUUAACGCCACAUGAAUGUAUCCUUAGUCAGUAUCUCCUUACAGUUCGCUCGUAUAGUGAUGUAUCUCUCUGUUUUAUUGAAAGUGUAUUUAGAAACUUGAUUGUAGUUGCUCGCAAACAGGGACGCAUAGUGACCUGUACUUGCGAAAUUACUUAAGGUAAAUUAAAAGAAAAACAAAGCAAAAGAACAAAAGAUAAACAAGAAAAAGAAAAAAGGUGGGAUUGUAUAAUGCAACUCCUUUUUGACAUCUUCCAGAUAUUUUUUCGAAAGAAAAUACGCUGUUUUCCCCCGAUUUAGCCACAUGCGAAAGCCCUAACCUGCUAAAGACCAAGGGAGAUGUUUGCCCCACCACACUCAUAAGUAGGUCACCUGCGUGGAAACGAUUGGGAGACUGGGUCCAUCUCCUGAAAAUUUCUAGCGACUCCCCUGACAAACUGUAUGACUUAGACGUAAAAAUGUUCAGUGCCUUGAUUCUUUUAACCACUGAAAAAUCAUCAACUAUGGCACGAUGUUUUACUUGACAGCAAACGUCCUACCAACAGCGCCGAGUUCAGAAAUUCCUUCCAUGAAAAUCCACGAGAUAAUCAGCGACAAACUUCCCCACCCAACCAUCCUGAAAACAAGUACCUGCUCUGCCAGCAAAAUCUACCCGAACGUCACACUACUAGGAGGAAUUAAAUCCGGGAACUUCACAUCUCUUGGCAAGACUAAGAAUAUGCAGGAGUGCAUUGGCAGGUCAUGUGAUCUAGGUCGCGGUGACAUGGCCUUUAUGCUUGGAAGUUACUGUUAUUCUGUGUCUUGUUACAGCGAUCGAGUUUGUCAAACCAUUCCAGCACAGCCGUCCAAGUUCUACCCAAGGAUAGCCUUCCUGAAAUGGGCACCCAAAAUAACUGAGGAGGGUAAGGAACACGUUGUUUUUGAAAGUAAUUUAAUAGUAAGUAAGUUUGUUUCAUUUUGGCGGAAUAAAAGCUGAAGGAGGCAAACAAAGCAAACAGGAAAGUCAUGUCUUUGUUGGUGUCCCCCAGCCCUUACUAUUUUAAAAAAUCGAAAGCACCCUAUUGCGACGUAACAAACUUUACAAGAAAUGUAUAAAAUUGUCACAAAUAACUUUUUCUGUCGGUCUGUAGUCAGGCUAACUCUUGCUUAUUACCUUCAAAAUUCACAUUCAUAAAUUCAAUUAAGUACCUGACCAAUCUUCAAGGGAUACAUAGAGCCGUUUGGAGUUUCAUUGCAAUAGGGGGAGAAAGUAAAAGCGCCUCUAUUUGCAUGUUUAUACACAAACGCGCAUGUUAAUAAUAAUAAUAUUAAUAAUAAUAAUAAUAAUAAUAAUAAUAACAAUAAUAAUAAUGGAAUUUAUAUAGUGCUAUUUUAUCUUUUAAAUUUAAAAUCAGAACUUCUUGAAGACGAAGCUGAGUAUACAUCAAUUCCCAAAUGCACCCGAAGCCACAUUCUGUACAACCAUACCUUAUUAGGAGGUCUAAGGGCGGGAAACUUCACGCAGAUCGCGGAGGUAGAUAGCAUCGAAACAUGCGCAGCCUUGUGCUGUGCAGAACAGACAUGCGACCUGGCCUUGGUGUUGGGAGAUAACUGCUACGCAGGGGACUGUGCGAGUAAGGAGCUAUGUAUCCCUGUUCCUGUUUACUAUACAAGCAAAAGAGGCUCGCAAAUUGCUUAUAUUACGUCUAGGAAGAAAGUGGAGGACCAAGGGACAGGUAUGUAAAAAAGACUAACAACAACUAACAAUGACAACACUUUACUAAAUAUACACACCAUCCUGAUUUGAAAUACUUAAGACUACUUACUUCCGUUAAACGCCUGUUAGGCGAGGAGAGCCCAAAAUUCAAUUUCCCCUCCAUAAGGUGUAGGACUUCCUCUUGCAGCUCUCACGGCUGUGGGGCACCCAUGUUAUCAUUACUAUACUUACUUCCGUUAAACGCCUGUUAGGCGAGGAGAGCCCAAAAUUCAAUUUCCCCUCCAUAAGGUGUAGGACUUCCUCUUGCAGCUCUCACGGCUGUGGGGCACCCAUGUUAUCAUUACUAUAAACAUGUCCAGAUAGUGCAACUUUUCUAUUCCGUAUGGCAGUGGUCGCCUAUUUCUAACUAACUACAAUAUAGCUCACUAUUUGUAACUUUGAUUUGAUCUCUGAUAAAAGCAGAAAUUUUAAUGGAAUUUAAACUGAAUCUUUUGAGACCCAACCCUUUUUUCUGAAUUUGUUUCAGACUGGAGUUUAUGGUACAUCAUAGUAGGAUCUAUCGCUAUUGGAAUUGGUAUAACAGGAAUCAUGUGGACCGUCUGUACCUGCUGGCAUAGGUAACAACAACUUUAGGUAGUCUGUGGUCUUCUUUUUUCCAUCAACCGUUCCCGCUUGAGUCACCUAUUUAAAAGCCCAAGGCAAGUUACUCUUCUUCAUUUAGCCUGCGAACAAGCUGUCCUAUAGAGCGUUUUCACUCACGUGGCAAGCAACUAUGCUAAUUUAUUGGAACAAAAGAAAGUUUUUACAUAAGAGAAGCGUUCAACUCCCACAAGAUUGUCUUGGCACACCAAUUUGGCCGCCGUUCCAUUGUUUGGGAACACCAAUAUGGCGGCCGUGACGUCAUGUGAAAACGCUCUAUUUGGGCGAGGGAAGCAAGCGGCGCGAGACCGCACGAGCGAGCGGUUUCGCGUCGCCUCUCGCGUGCCUCCCUCGCGUCCACUUUUCACGAUAUCCCCCAAAUGAAGAGCUUGCUCGCAGGCUGUUCUUCAUUUUUCUACUCUACCAUAUUUUGUCCUUAUAUACAGCUGCAGUUUCCCUUGAUGCCACUGAGGUUCUUAUUGGCUGACUAAGUGAUCUGGUGUGGUCUAAAUUUUAUUAAUUACAGACCGCCAACAACAGACAAAUCGAUCCGGUAAAGAUCGUACGCAAAAGAAGACAGCAAGAAAAAAAACGGGAGACAAAGAAUUGUUUCCGAUCUUUCUCGGGUUUUCACUUAGGUAAUUGAAAGUUAUUGAAUGAGGCUUAGUAUGAUGUAAAAAUUAUGCAAAUUGCCAGGCCGGAAAUAAGGAAAUAAGAUGGCUAUUUUAUAUUGGGGCAAUAACUCAUCGUAUCGGUUGAAUAUUGACUACAUCUUCUUCAUUUGGAAUUUAUUGUAGAGGUAGGCGCCUGAAAUCCAAGGAUGAACCUAGCGAUCGUUUCACCAUGAUAAACGAUUGCGGAGAUUCACCUAAAGGGUUAGAAAUGCUACCGCAAGGGUGGAAUUUACAACAGUUUGGACAACAGUUCAACGAGCCAGGUAUUUUUAAUCAACUAAAUCUCAACUGACUUUUUUCAUAGUCGACUCUUUAGUAUAUAAGGUUGCAGAACAGUGUUAAAACGUAAACUAGGGCGUCUUUUAUAUGGAGUAUUGUUCCCGGGAAAGAGGGUUACCCUCCUAGCCGAGUCAACUUUAGCCAUGUUUAUCGAGCGUUUAUAUGAAAAAACGCAGACUCUUUGCCUAAGCCAAGAGCUAACAACAGCGCUCGCGCAUCCUCUGAUUGUCUGGCCUUGACCGAGUUGACCCGGCUGGGCGAGCCAAAGUGCUUUUAUCAUAUGAACCGUAGGGCCCUGCGUGCAAUUUCGUUGGUAAACCAUAUGAAAGAGAAAACUCCCCUACGCGUACGGUACUUACUAGAAAAACGUGCUGAGUGAUGCGGGUUCGCUCUGUCAAACCUCGAGCCAAAUAUUUUCCCGUCCGACCCUCCCACUCAGUCAAUAAGCACAUAAAAGGGAGGAAGAGAAAAGUUGACCCGGCUAGGAGGGUGAUCUUGCCAUCGGAAAAGGGUGACCCGUCACCCUUUUUUUUUUUGCAUCUCAAGUAAACGGUUCGCCAAGUUUUGUAUGGAGAUGAAGGAAACGUUGGCUCGCUCAGGGUAGCUCGGGUAUGUGAGUGACCCUUCUACCUGGACAAGUUUUCUCUAUACACAGGGCCUUGGAGUUUCUAGCCCCGAGGUGGAUGUGAUUUAGAAAUAAGGAAAGACGAACUACGCAAGAAACAGUCCAUGUACAGCGAAUACCACUGACUAAACUCUUUAAUAUUCUCUUGGUUUUCCUCUUUUCCUAUUUCAGGAAAGUUCUUGAAGAACGGACCAAUGUUUUUAAGCGACACAGAGAGUGACUCGGAUGAUCACGAGGAGACAACGGCCCCGCCUAAAAGUAAAAUUCCCAUCAGAGCUCCACAGUCCCUCAAAAAGACCCUUAGCUACAGUGGGCCUCCCCCGCCUUAUACCGUAGAAAAAAAUGACGGACCAAGCGUUAUAAGCUUGAAUUCCAAAGCGAGAACAGCCAUGCAGAAUUUAUGAACCUCCUGAUCCAUUGUCUUGAACCAUUCCUAAUAUCAUGUAAUAUGCAUGGUACUGUCACGAGACAUGGAGGAAACUCACCAAAGAUCUUUUCCAACCGAUGAAACGUCACUAUGCCAAAUGUUCCUCACGUUUUGUUGAGAAGUGCUUACUAGGAAGUGCGAUGAAACUAUUAACGAAGGUAAUAAAAACAAAUCCAACUCGAAAAGAUUUGGCUAACUUUUUCAAGUUGUGCCGUUGUGUCUUGGGAAAAGUGCUAAAAAUAAUCUACCUUUUUAUCACUUUUUUGUGCUGAUGAGGC
Porites lobata is the source of this 47267-nucleotide messenger RNA. The record is from the annotation of a GenBank genome assembly. NCBI's taxonomy places the organism in Eukaryota, Metazoa, Cnidaria, Anthozoa, Scleractinia, Poritidae.